UUACACGUUACUCUUCUUGGCGGUGAGUGGAGUUCGUCCGCUGGUGGGUUGUCAACCAUAAACAGAGAACUUGCUAUUCACCUUUCAAAUCAUUCAGUAGUGAAGGUUUCUUUGUUAGUCCCCGAGGGAGCUUGCAAUCAUGAAGAAAAAAAUGAAGCCCUUACCCAUGGAAUCACUGUCGUUGAGGCGAAGAGACGUGCAGCAUUUGAUCGUCUUCUUUGGUUAAGCUCACCACCCAAGGAUCAUGUCAUGGACAUCGUUGUUGGCCAUGGUGUAAAACUUGGUCGGCAGGUACAAUUCAUUAUAGACUCUGCUAAAUUUCCAAACUGUAAAUGGGUACAAGUGGUGCACACUGCUCCAGAGGACCUUAGCAGAUACAAAUGCUACAGUGACCCCAUUUCAAAAGGUGAAACAAAACACGAAUCAGAAGUUGAACUUUGCAAACUUGCUGAUCUUGUUGUGCCUGUGGGACCUAAACUGAAAGAAGCAUACACUUCAUAUUUGCAGCGAUGCAAGACAGAUCAUGACGUUUUGUCGAUUACUCCAGGCCUUUUUCAAAGGGAGUUUGGGGAUUUAGUGGCAAAACAAGAUCCUAACAAGGAUGGUGAAUUCAAAGUGUUGUUAUUUGGUCGUGGGGAUGAUGAGGACUUUGAACUCAAAGGAUACAACAUUGCUGCUAAGGCAUUUACUGAUCAACGGUUAAAAAACAAACCUUAUCAUCUAAUUUUUGUUGGAGCACCUGAAGGAAAGCAAGAAGAAGUUAGAGAAAAACUUCUACAGCGUGGUAUUGCAGAAGCACAGUUGACUGUUAGAAAAUUUAUACAAAGUAGAGAGAGACUAAAAGAUUUGCUGUGCGAAGCUGAUCUUGCCAUCAUGCCAUCAAAAUCAGAGGGAUUUGGUCUUGUUGCCCUUGAGGCCUUGUCUGCGGGGUUACCCAUUCUUGUAGGCAGUAGGUCAGGAUUUGCCAAAGCAUUAGAGAAUGUUCCGAUUGGUUUUUCAUGCAUCGUGAAUUCAGAUGACCCUGCAGAAUGGGCAAAAGCAAUAGAAGUUGUUCGUAUAAGGCAUCGAAUGAGGCUUCAAGAGAUAAAAUCAGUGAGAGUAUCUUAUGGGGAGAUGUACAGUUGGAAGGAGCAAUGUGAAGCCCUUGUGAACAGAAUGUGGAAAAUGAGUCAUGGUAAGAGUUAUUUGUUAAGUGAUGAUGUAUUUAAUUGAUUAUGUUGUACCAGACAGUACACUAAUGUAGUUUUCGUGGCACAAUGUAUGCAAAUAUAAGGGUGCAGCGAUGGUCUUUCACAAACACUGAAUACACGUAGUUCUUUGGCCACAUUUUCAAGUACUAUAAAUUCUCUUUGCAAAUUUAGUACAUGUACGAGUUGUUCCAGAAUAUUUGACCACUAAAUUGAUUGCUAGAUAAAUAUGGCCAAGACAAUAAUAUACUUGUUUACAUUCCUAAUAAGUUACUUUCCUAAGAAGUCACCUUCAAUUCUUUUACGUGUAAAGCCAUACCUGAAUUUUAGUAUAGGUAAUAGCAUGAUUUGUAGUGAUAUUUGGCAUAAAUACCACGAGUGAUAUUUCAAAAUUGUUAUACAAAAUUUCACGAGCCGUUAGGCGAGUGAAAUUUGAGACAAUUUUGAAAUAUCACAAGUGGUAUUUAUGCCAAAUAUCACGCACAAAUCAUGCUAUUAUUUGUUUAUACUACUACCCACAAAGGGUUUGUAAUUUUCACAUGUAGGUAUUUCAAAUUAAGCUGAAAAACCACUGCUCUAAGCCAAUCAAAUUGCAGAAAUUUUUCAUGUAGUAGUAUAAGUGUUGUUAUUUUUAAACUGCUACUGAAGGACAACAUACAAAGACAGUCAGUUUUGUGUUGGGCUGUGACAAACAUGCAAAAAUAAUAUGGGCUACUUGAAAUUUUGAAAUUUUACCACUACGCCUGCAUUUGUAGAGUCUUGCAGCUGAAGCAAGCUCGGCUAAAAAGUGAAAAGAAACAAAAAUGGGAUCGCUUACAAGUUUUACCUGUAAGUCCUGAUAAAAAUGUUCGCGAAUACCUAUCUGAACGUUAUGCUCUGAUAACAGCAAAACGUGUCUAUUUCUUCAGGUACAUUGUUUUGAGCGGAAUGGUCUGUGGAGGCUAUUUUGAGACUGUCGUAGACAGUCAUAGUCCUUAUUUACAGCACUUCACAUAUUUGAUUGUAGUUAUAUACACAUAAUGCCCGCAAUAGCAUGUUAAUUUCUCCAUUUUGUUGCAACAGAAGAUUCUCUAAAGGCCCGGAGCUUCUUAGGAUCAAAGUGCAACGCUUCUAAGAGGAUGGAAAGCAUGACUGAGGACCAUGAAGGUAUCUUCGUAGACAGAAUACGUAGAACUGAUCAGUUCUGUCUAUUCUUAACCAACUGGGAGAAGGGCUGGAUGCGCGCGAGAGGGAGCAAAAAAUAGGGACGGGGAGGGAAAUAAAACGCCGGAUACCGAGCUUCUGUCCCAGGAAUACACAACCUGAUAUAUGCCCAACAAAUGUCCCCCCCCGGGGAGGAAUGGGCACACCUGGAAUUGACUAUGCCUAAUUAUUAUUGUAACCAAAGCUUGUUUUUGUAAAGUCUUCUAUAGAAAUUGACAAUAACCAAAGAACAAACUGUUAUCACGACAAGCAGCUUGUUUCAGAAACGUCCCUUAGUAGUGACUGUGAAAUGAAAGCUGAUGCUGCAUCAGGAAAUCCAGCUAAAAUAUCCACGAAUACAGACUGUCAGUCUCAAAAUAGCCCGUAAGCGUAAAAUGUCAGAAUUCUCUUGUAGUCCAGGGAUGCAAAAACAUGAGUUGUUUUUCUUGCUAUUGCUCACUAUAUGUAAAGGGGGGAAAUAACUGUUAGAUAACUCAAAGGUGCUUUUUCCUACAGGACUUGUUACCGUUUACACUCGUACUGUAGAAGUGUUAGCCUGCGAAAACAUCCGUUUCUCCUCCCUCUUCGCCGCCGGGGACGUUUCGCGAGGAGGAACGUCUGCGACUCAGCGGCAGAAAUUCCAUACUGAUGACGCAAACCAAUGUUUACAUAAUAAAUCCAGUAGUCAUGGGGUUCCAAAUACAAAUUUGUCCAAUUUUACGUGUCUUCUGGUCGAUUUUGGUAAAGUGUUGCUUGUGUUCAUCUGCCAACGAGCUCCAGCAACACCCAAAUUCUUCUUCUAGAGAAGACUAUAUUCCACAAAUAUUGACUGUUUUGUUAGGGAUUCUUCGCGUUUACAUUUGACCUUUGUGGCCUUUUGUCUUUUGUCUGUCAUUCGUAAACAAUAGCUAAAACAAUGUAACUACUCCGUCGACCAAUCAGCACAUCUGACCGGAUUCCGGACAGAUUUUACGUCAUCAGUAUGGAAUUUCUGUCGCUGAGUCGCAGACGUUCCUCCGCGCGAAACGUCCCCAUCGACGAAGAGCGAGGAGAAACGGAUGUUUUCGCAGGCUAUAGAAGUGUAUUAUUGAUAAUAGUAAAAGUUAUAUAGCCCUGAUAUCAAUAGUUGCUGGAUAGUCGCCAUUUUCAUCAGCGGUUAUAAAAAAAAGAUUUUGAAUAAAUAAAAAAUACCGGUAAUUAUAUAAAUAUAUAAAAAAUUAAAAGAUAUCGACACUAAAAUUAUAAAAUUUAGUUUGGUUACUUAAACUGUGCAAACUGCAUAAAACAUAGUAAAAAGGAUAAAAUUACUUUUUUAAUACAUCUUAUUGAAUACAUUGUAAGGGCUGUCUGGAAUGAAAAUGCCUUGAGUGCCUUCUUACAAAUGACAGUUGGGAGGCUUCUCCAUAUCGCAAAAGGAAACAAAUUCCAAACAAGUUUGAGAAUGGCAUCAGUAAAAUGGCGAUCUCCUAACGUGGUUUAACUCCUAAAUUCUUCACUAUGCUAUUAAAAAUAUCUUAGUGACAAACAUUUUCAAAAUUAAGUGCGAAUAGGUUUUCCAAUUUUGCAAGUUGGAUCUUUCAUCGAAUUGCUAUAAACGUUAACAUUCUGUGAUUGGCAUUCAAGUAUGCAGCUAAUAUUGUGAAUUUGUGAUAACGCCCUAACCAAGUUGCCUUGUGGGGGCUUGGUUGAGGUUUUUAAAGCUCUUUGGCUAUGGUUAAGGCAUCUGAGUAAACAUUCAGUAAUAACAGAAACUCAUAAGGGGUUGAAACGUGUAACUCUCAUAUGUUUGCUUUGUCCGAUGCUCUUGACUAUUCAUUUUCGAAAGUACCAUAUUUGGAACGAGAAGAAGAGAUAACUGACCAAUCAAACUUCGUAAACAACGUGACGUAAUUUUCCUUCAGGUUCCCCCGCCCGCUUCAAAAAUUGGCCGACAAACGGGGGAAAAACUCCCGACAGCUGAGAAAGCUUUCAAAGGCUGAAACCAGGAAUAUUACCGAAACACUGAGCAGGAUAUUAUUGCCUUACCACCCGGGCCAAACGUAACAUUAUGAAACCCAUUGACGGCCUCGCAACUUCUUGAAGUUGUCACUUAAAAAAACGAUGCCUCGUUGACCCUCCGCACAGUAAACUUAUACUGCAAACAGGCUUUUAAAAUUCUUAUGUUAAAAGUCUAGAAUAAACAGUGAAAAAUAUUUUCGAAUAAAAUUCAUUAGCUGCGUAUCGACAGUGUCCAAAACCUGAACCUGACAUCUUCGCAAAAAGUGAUGCUUGUAAUGAAUGUGAGAAGCAUUUUAAAAGCUUAAAUUAAACUUAGAUGUUGUAGUCACGAUCGUGUUUUGAGCUAAUUUUAUGAAUGAACAAACUCAAAACAAUAGACAGAGAAGCCGUUUCUUGAAAAUUUUUAUUCAAAGUCCAAAAAGUUAAUCCUUUAAAGCAAUUCGGAAAACACUAUCUGGAUCGUGGAUCCGUUCACGCAAGUGACAUCGGCUAAGCACAUGGCAAAAUUCAACACAAAAUCCAUCUCAAAUCAGGGCACAUUUUGUAAUUUUUCUUUAGCGCCAAAGAGAAAAAUUUAUAAAACGUCUAUGAAACAUUUAAAAAUACAUAAAUUCCCUUUCAAAAACGUAAUUGUCUUGGCCAUAGAGUGCAAAAUGUACCUGAAAAUUCAGCAAAAACUUCGCUGACUUGGUUGCAUUUCAAAACAGACCAUGGGCUCCGUCGUGAAGAAAACAAGGUUGAAUUCCUCGAAGGACGAUUUCUUGAUGAAAGGCUUCCCUUUCUCCACAAAAAGAAAGCUGAUGAGCAUUCUUUUGAACUUUCUCUUUCCAUUUUUUGUCUUUUAACGGUGUAUUUUUAACCUCGAAAUGCAGAACUCUUGUCUUAAAACAUCUGCAUGGUGAUCGCGCAGCAGCCAUUUUGUUGAAAAUGGAUAUCCGUCACCAAAUAUGGUCAAAAUGAAUAUUCACAAGCAUUGAACGCGAGUUACACGUUUCAACCCCGUAUGGGUUUCUGGUAAUAAUGAGUACCUUGAAAGCCGUCUCUUAAAUACGGGUACUUCAAGUAAGGAUAGCGGGAUCUUUUUUAAGAAGCAUAUGCUCUCCAAGAUAGCUAGUCAUGAAGGUGCAUCUUCCCUGAGGAAGGAACCUCUUAACAGCUGGAGUAUGCAAAGCAUUCCAGGAUCCACUUCCAGCACAGGUAACUGGAACAAGCUAAUUACUAUUUUGUUAUCAGUAUUACUGCAGUAGUAAUGAAGGUUCAGGAAUAGUUUUUAAGGUUCAGCCGGUCUAGGAGUAAAACAUUCCAAGUUUUAAAAAAUAAAGAGAAUGAAAAAUAAAAUCCUAUUUACAAUUAAUUGGCUUAAUUCACUAUCUCGUCAAAACACUAUUUACAAUUCGUUCCGUUAAAAAACCCUUAGUUUUGAUUAGAAAAGAAUUCAUUUCAUUAAACAAAAAUUAUUCAAACUAAGAACAUUUCAUUCCAAUUAAAACAAUUCAUUUUGAUUAAAAAACAGAAGAAACUAUUUUCAAGGUCAAUUGCAUUCUUUCUAAGAUAAUCACUAAAAAAGGGGAAAAUUAAAUAGCGUCCACAAUGUGUUAAUGACGAAUAUUUGCCUUUUAAAAGUAAGGAAACACAUCACUAGUCCGAUUGAAUGGCUCCUUCAACUACUUUGACGUCAAUAUCAAUAUCAAGAUUCUUAAUGUCAAAUGGCACUCUUGUUGUCCUAGAGCCUGUAAGACAAACCAACGCAGAUCUCAAGAGUGCGAAUGAGGUUCUGGUUUUGAUCCAUGAAAUGGUUUUGGCAUACUGCUCCCCUUUUUUGAUGGCAAUCAGCUGUGCUAAACAGCUAUGAUACGUCAAGCACUCCUUUCCCAUUCCGCCAGUUGUGGUGAAGACCAAAGGUGUAAAUGUUCCAUGCUCGAUGUCCAGGACUCUCUUUGAGUAGAGACGCUUUUUCUCGUUCUCAUGGAUACGAUGAAUUUGUUUUGGCUCUAGGUCCCUACACGAUACAGCAUUAGGGUGACAGACCCUCACAUCGAAGAAUGCUGAUCGAUGUCGCUCCCAGAAACCACGCGCGCGGAUAUCUAACCCUCUAUCCUGAGCUUUGUUAGAUCCUCUGUUUAAAUGUUCGCCUGAGAUGUCUUGAAGUUGUCUCCAAUUUUAGCAUUAACCACGUCGUCAUUGACAAGGUAUCCAAAAUACGAAGUGGUGUAGGAGCUGCUCGUGAGGUCUCUCCUAAUUGGUCGCUGGAAACAAUGACAUGUUAUUCUUCAGUCAGUUGUUUUAGUAUUGUUUCGGGUCAAGGUUAGGCACCAUUGGUGACUUCCCUUCCAAGCAGCCGGUCGAGGCCAACGCCCUAUGUCCACUCUUGAAAUCCAGUACCUGCGAAAGAAGGAAUUUUGGACAUGUCGGGAGAAAAUGCGUGUAGGGAUGAUAGAACUUUGCCUCUGGUUCAAAAAGUACGGGAUUCGGUGGGUUUUCGGACCGCAAACCGCCUUCGAGUGAACAAGGUCCCGACUGCCGGCUGUUUUUUUUGUACAGCCUUAACUUCUUCUUUACCCUGCUAGCAGAGUCGCUUCGAUCUUUCCUAGAUAAGUCGGGAAAGAGGAAGCGACUCUGCCGACAUCUUCAAGUUCCUUUGAUCUGCCGGUCAUCCAGCUUUUUGGAUGAGUCAGACAAGUUUUAUACUGGAUAAACCAGUUUUAUCUGUGCACGCACGCAUAUUCUGGAAUUUUGCUGACUCUUUCUGCGCGCACGCUCCAUAGAAAAACAAAUAGCUGCCGCUUCAAUUUCAUGCGGGAAUUUUGAGAAAAUUAUUGAUUGAACGUUCAGUUUUAGAAAAUUGGAAAAUGUACCCAGAUUCGAGAUGGAUUUUGUUUUGGAUUUAACCAUGUACUUAGCCGAUUUUAUUGCGUGAACGGAUUCACAAUCCAGUAAGUGUUACGCGAAGUUUUUGGAAGGAUAAACAAAUGGGUUUUGAAUAAAAAUAAUAAUUUUUAAGAAACAAUAUCUAUGCUUAUUCUUCUUAUUAAUUCAAAAUAUGAUCAUGAGGCUACAGAAUCCAUGUUGCAUUUAAAUGAUCGAUGAUUUUACAGCUGUUUGUGGAUAACACCCGACUUGCGAUGCCAAAAACGUCUUUGGAUUUUGUAUUUUUCUACGACGUCAAUCAAAAUCUGAAGAAGCGGCGGUUUCUUCGCUUUCUCGCCUUUUAUACAUCUUAGCGAACCUCUUAGGAAACAAAAGGUCGUUGUUCGUGAUUUGUGAUUGGUGGAUUUCGAUCCGUUUUCUGUGUUUCUGUGUUUCAAGGUUAGAUGCUUUGUUUUCGAAAAGCACCGUAAGUUUUACCGUAGCUCUAAGAUUUUUUUAUCUUCUUUACACUGAAACAUGGCAAGUUUAGAUUCCAAAGGUGAAAUUGUUCCUAUAGAGCUUCCAAAUCCAGAGGAAACACAGCUACGGAAGGGUGAAAACGAACCGGUACGUUCCCGCUAACAUUUACAUUUGCUAACAAACACAUUGGAUGCUACGGUAACUGUUUGAUUGACGUCGCAGAAACAUUUGAAUUUGGAGCAUGCUCAAUAUGAAUUGUUGAGGAUGUCGGCAGAGGUUCCUUCCUCUUCCCAACUUAUCUAGGAAGAUUGAAGGAGCAGGGAACUUCUUCUUAUAAAGGGGGUGACAUAAGGUCACACAAUAACAGUAACGACUAAAAAAAACGACUAAAUCAAUCGAUGAUUCACACCAAAAUACACAGGAACACAUCAAAAACAUUUUGGGAUAAAGUACGUUUGCAGAAUUUUACCCGUGUAUUCGUAUGUGUAUACAGGUGAUGUAAUCCUGAUGUAAUGCUUUAUCGACGUCUGAUUGGCUUAUACAUGAAAUGGCCCCAAAUCGGCCCGCAACCAGUACAAAACACAAAAAGAUAAAUAAAUGACUAAAUUUACGCAAUGGUUAUUGAAAAAGGAUGAUAGUAACGUUUUUGGUUAAUUUUGCCCUGAAUAUCGCAUAUUUUUCUCCCAUACAAAUACCAAUAAAAUGGCUUCCACUGCUCGAUCUCAAAUUAUGCUUUGAAGGGUGAAUCGCUCAAACACAAUUCAAAUGAAACUUCCGACUGAGCAUUUCAUUUGAGACACACGUAUGAGAUUUGCUUGAUGUAUUGAUGGCUUUGCACUCAACACUACUACGCUGCACCAGUCUGAAGUUGCGUUCGUGGGGAGCGCAAUUUUCCGGAAUCGUGGCGUGUGCUAGAAAGCGUCCACUUUCUUCCCUCCUUUCCCCUUCCACCCCUCGAUCUUUUUCGCUUUUGCUCCAGCUUUCUCGUCGAACUCGCCUGCAAACGCUUCUAUGCUACGCAGGUUAAGUAGGAUGUGAAGAAUUAUGCAGAUCGAGGAGGAUGUUAAUUAUGUACCGAGACUGAAGGCUCAGGUGUACAACAUUCUCCGAGAUCUGCAUAAUCCUUCACAUCAUCUUCUAGAUUCCUAACCCUAUUGCUGAAUUUUUUUGGUGUCCAAUAGGCGGUGACUGAAGUUGGCUAAAUUUAAUGACAACGCUCCUUUUUAAAGGGACAGCUUAAAAAUUGCUCGCUGAAGACUAAAUCGUUAAUAAUCUUGAAUGUCUUGAUUGCUUAUUUUUCUCGAUGAAGGUUUAUCGCCGUCUCAGGCAAGGGAGUCUCUCCAAAGUUCGAGUAUGCCAAGUAUUCACACUCCUGACCCAGGUAUAUUAGAUUGUUAGUAGAAAUGUAUAUAUGUAGCUUCUUAUUAAGCAGAUAAGGUUCUGGUAUGGUGUUUAAAAGCUUAUUGUCACUUACUUUUCUGGGCGUUUUUAUUCUCAGUUUGUAAGACUGCAUUUGUCUUAUUAUGUCACCAACUUAACAAAGUUAUCUAGUGAGAAAAAUAACGGAGUGCAAGAAAAGUGGAAAGUUAUUAAUAUGUUUUCUACAGAAACAAGGUGAAAUUAUUUGCUUUUCUGUUAUUCGAACUCUACCUUGUGGCAGCUUAUUUAUUGGCGACUCGUUUUUCUAAGUUAGUGGCGUAAAGACGACUUUUAAAAGCAUUUUUUUUAUUUAAAGCCCUAAAUUCUUUAUAUGUGUUAAACUGUAAAAAUUUAGUAGAAAAUGUCUGACAGUCCUUUUCAUGAUUUCAGGCGCCGUUAUUGAUGUUCUGAGUCUUGUAAUCACAACCCCAGAUCUAAGCGAUGAGAAGCAAGCAAGCUUGAAAGCCAUUUUGGAAGUUUCCAUAGCUGAAUACACAAAACACCAUAGGCCUUCAACACGUAGUGACUUGUGUGCCUUUAUUGACCAUAUGACACAGAUUUACGAGCUGGCCUUGGUCUCUGUCAAAAUUAGUUCUUUGAUAAUAACAGUGAAGUGUCCCACUCUAGAGAGUCUUGAGAGGCUGUGGAAAGACUAUCAAUCUGGUUGUCUUAAUGGCAUCGCUGAGAGAUUUCUGGUGACUGAUGAACUGAAGAGAAAGCUCGGGUUGGACAAUAUCAGAUUGAAGACAACUAUAGAAGAAGAAAAAUACUUGAUCUGUAAGAGAGGGUUCUUGGAAAACGCAGGUGAGUUGGGCAGUCUCGAAAGACCUUUUGUUGGGAUCUGGUCGUUUGGCGUAAUAUGUACCUUGGAACAAUUUGCCUUUAUAUAUCUCUGUGUCAACUAUUCUAAGGAAAACGUAAUGGAUAGUCGGAAGGUAUAAUUGUCUGUCAAAACUUUUUACUCAUGACCCGUAUGUUUGAUAGAGAACUGAGUGCAAUAGUCCAGCUAAAUGUUACCACCUUGGCUGGAAUGCCACGUACCACCUUACUAGUAAAUAAAGGGGGCAUUCGGAGACUAAUGGAGGUCAACAACAAUAGGCAUUAAAGAAUGCACUUCCUCAGUUGGAAGGAUUAGGAUUGCUGUGGAGGAUGUUUCUUCUUCGUCACUCAUGUUCUGGUUCUUGAGCUGCGCAGCUUAUGUGGUUUAACAUCGAAACAGCCUUUCUUCCCAUAUCUACAGCUCUUUCCUUGUAUUUGUUUUACUGAGGAGAAAGUACAAAUUUGAAUGCAAAGUGUUCCGUAUUAUUUUUAUUUUCCAUUCAGGUAAAGAGUGCAAAAUAGCAGAGGAAGUUAAAUUCGCGCGUAUUGCUCAUGUUUACCAAUUUUACGUAAAAAUAGGGGGGGUUGUUAGAAAAAUAAAGUUUGUAGUGAUUUGUUUCGCAUUUUGUUGAAUAGAUGUUUACGAAAUUUUAAAGCGGAAACCUAAGGUAAAACACAAGGAAACGCUAGAAAAAGCCGUAUUGUUGAAAUAAACAAAAUCUUCCAACAAGUGCCAUUUGUUUAAGGCGGACAUCGUGUAUUAAAUAAACACCAAAGCAUUUCCCGAGGGUGCCCGCUUAAACACGUUUUACAGGCCGUUAUAACUUGUAUUUUGUUGUUGGUGACACUGUUUCUAGGAGUAGCAAGUAUCACCGAAACUUCAGGUCUUGAUUCAGGUCAGGUAGAGGAUACAAGGUGGAGUGAAGUAAGCUCAGAUGUUGUAAAAGUAAAUUUAUUUCUUUCAUCAGUUGCUGAUUACUUUGUUUAGUCCAGUUCCCACUGGGAUCAUUAAUCCCUUUAUAAACCACUCCUUGUGAAUUCCUCACCACUUGACGCGACCAGUUUACUCAUGGCCGCUUUUUUCGUUUUCUUACGUAUGAGGUUUAUAGCUAUACCUACGUUUAAUUUGUAUUUGUACUUUUUCAUCGCUUUUUUAAAAUAAUCUGACUCCAUUUACUUUGUUAUUUGUUAUUUUUUUUGCUCAGCAUAUCUUGUUAGCGCUUAUCAUGUAUCUUAAAUCUGGCCUUUCUUAGUGCUUUGUAUCUUGUUUUUUGCGUACAUCCCUUAUAUUUUGGUGCUUUUGCUGUAAACUCUUAUUGGUAUAAUAAACUGGAUUGCUGGUGGCUCCCUCCAUUCAUCAUUGUGCUGUUUUGUCUCUUAAUACUUAUAACAGAAAUAUUUUCUAUUCGGCUGAGCGUAUCGAUAGGGAAGAGAAGUAUAUUUUCUUUGGGGAUUGGUGAAACGGGCGAUAUAAUCAAGCAGUAAUGUAACAAGGCAGCCAAUGCAGAUCAAAAAAUUUUUACCAGGGAGUUAUAUAUAGGGUUUGGGCCUUGUGUUUCAUAAUAGUAACCUGAAGAACCGCUAUGUUAGAUACCACUUACAACAUAAUGCUGAGUAGGGAGAUUUGCUAGUUAGCUCUAAAUUGGGUGAAAGUUUUAUACCAAAUAGAUACCAGUAGUGGGACAAUAAGUUAAUUUUCAUUUAUUUAUUUAUCUAUUUAUCCAUUUAUUUAUUUAUUAUUAUCCUAGGACAAGGAACAGGCCGUGACGCCUAUGGCCAGAGCUGGGAAGGCUAAAGUAUGUUCAGUGGAAAGAUCAUGGAGAUACAUAUUGCAGUGUGCGCUCGUUAUGUUUUUCCAACAAAGCGAAACAAAUAUGAAAAACGUCACGUGGUGGCGUGAUUAAAGUGCCAUGUUGAUAACGACUUGCACAUAUCCUACGUGAAGAUAGCCCCAUCUAAUGAUUCUUAAACUUUGGGAUCUCAUGGGCUGCAUUCAAUGGUUAUAUUUAUUGGUUCGUGAAACAGGAAAAGACGGGUUGCAAGUUUCUUAUGCUCUAGUUUAAAAAAAAAAAAAGCACUUUAUUUGAGUGUCAAUGUGUUUAGCACGAAAGUACUAAUUGGGGACACUAUAUUUUACGUCUCCAACUGGAGACGGGACCUCCAUUUUACGUGGUCAUCCGAGCCACGCGAAGGUCUAGCCUGUUGCAAAGGGAGUACCUUCAUUUCUCGGUUAUUUUAAGACCCUGAGUAUUGGUCCGGCCCCAGGAAUCAAACCCGCGACCUCCCGCUCUGCAGUCAACACGCUCUACCGACUGAGCUAACACUGCCGCGGUUAACUUGAGAAAGCCCGAAGGGACUAAUCGUAGUCAAUAUUUUGAGGACUAUUUGAACGUUUUUAAAUGGCACAAUCCGACUAUAUUAUCGAAAAGUUGUCGGCAUAUCCUUAACGCUUCCAAAGCCGGACAAUGUCAUGGGAUAAUCAGCCAUGCAAUUAUUCUUGUUGUAUGCUGUGCAGUGAAUAUGCCACUUUGUCCUGGUUUUGUUUCAUUGAACUUUCAAAGGCUAGGGCGCAUACUCAAUGGUAACUUCAAGUCACGUUCUACCAGCCAAACGCAUCUUGUUUUUAUUACAUCCUCAGAUCGUCCCGUUGCCGCGUCCCGAUCGGAGACCUUCUGAUUCCGGCUCAGAAUCAACAAUAGAUAGCGAGGAAAAAAGCGCGGUAAGUUAAGAACGUUUGGGAAGGUUACUCUUUAGUAAACUAUGUAACUGUUACCAUGUGUCUGUUACAAAGAGUGUUCUACUAGAUUCUCUAGUGCAACUUUGAACUCUCGUGGAGUUCAAAGUGGAAAUAAUAUUAUAUCCUAAGUAUGUCUAAUGCCGUCACUGGAAACCUCUGUUCGGUAAUAUUUGGUCACAAUGUUUUACCUCUUGCAUAAAAAAUAAUUAAGGUGUUUUUGAUAAUGAAAUUAUUUAAGGCCGCGGGGACACCGAUCUAUGAAGAAAUUCAUAGGGAAAAAUUUGGUCUCUGCUGCAUCUUUUAAAACGCUUAUAUCUCAGCUGUUUUCGAAGCGAUUUAGAUAAAACUUUACAGGGACAUUGUGGAAUGAUAGUAGUUUAGGGUGGUUGUUUUUUAAGCCACAGUUGCAGCAAAUUGGGAAAUCGUGAUUUUGUGUUCAAGUUUGCGGAAAAAAUAAAAGACAGCACUUUGUGAUGUUAUUAGUAAAUGAUCAUUCAAACCCUCUAGUGUCAUGUAUAGAGCAGAUUUUUGCAAUUUAAAGAUUGCUAGCAAGAUAUAAUCGCUUAAAUGAGCAAAAUCUGUCAUCCUUGAAAUUAACGCCUUAUAUCUUUUUUUGAAAGCGCUCUUUUAGAAUUCUGCUCUAUACAUUUUUUAUUAUUAUUGAAUGAAUGAUUAGGAACUACUUUUAUUGUAUACAUACUGAGAAAUACUCACCAAAAAGCUUUCACGUAAAUUUUCGUACGCAAAUUAGUUCUAGCCAAUCAGAGGAGCGAACGAUGGUUUUCACACGUGAAAAAAAAUGAUACGUCCAAUCAGAAUCGCGAACGAUGUUGUUUCAUGUGUGAGAAAAAUGAUACGUCCAAUCAGAAGCCACAGAGGUGUGCGACUUUCGCGCCAAAAUUCCCGCCUUUUAUUGCAGCAUGCAGCGCCGCUUCGCACACAUUCAACGAGAAAAGGUUUACUCAAAGAGUUUUUCUCGCUAAAAAAGUGAAAAACAUUUCGGAAAUGGAGUGGAAUAGUUUCGUUUGUUUCACUGUCGAUAAAGAAAACGGUAGAGAGCCGGCGAAACAACAGCGGAAAGGGAUAAACAGAACGAGACGUAAGCUUUUUGUCCGCGAUCUAUUAAUAAAUUCAUGAGGCAAAAUUUUGCCUGUGCAACAUCUUUUAAAACGCUUAUAUCUCGGCUGUUUUUAGCACCGAUUUAGAUACAAAUUUACACAGAAAUUGUGGAAUGAUAGUUGUUUUUUAUUUGGUAGAUCGCGCCUUACGGCAAUACUUUAAGCUACAGUUGCACCAAAUUGGGAUAUCCUGCUUUUGUGUGCAAGUUUGCGGAAAGAAUAGAAGAUAGCACUCUGAGAUUUUAUUAACAAAUGAUCAGUCAAACUCUCUAGUGUGUCGUGUAUAGAGCUGAUUUUACAAUUUAAAGAUUGCUAGCAAGGUAUAAUCGUUUAAAUGAGCAAAAUUUGUCAUCGCUGAAAUUAACGCCUUAUAUCUCUUUAUAAAGCGCUCUUUUAGAAUUCCGCUCUGUACAUUUUUUUAAAUUAUUGUUGAAUGAUUGAUCACGAACUACUUACACAACAUGUACAUUACCACAUCUGUAUCAAUAAAGAACCACUGCAGAUAUAAAGACACUACCUACAUAUAAUACUAAUGCAAUACAACACAAUUUAAGUACUACUACUACUAUUAAAAAAACAAGAGCAAGAUGUAUUUUAAUUCUCAGUACCACGACAGUAUAACUGAAACUUUUCCCAUUUACAUUCCUAGUCGGCUAAGUAUUUGUUAUUUGAUUUCAUAAGUUUCUUUUCUAACUGGUGAAGAUAACUGACUUUAUUUUACCCGACAAUUCCAUACGCAUUUGUGGUGAUUACAAAACAACAGUUAAUAAAGUUUCAAAGCUUGAUAAUUGUGGAGGACUUGCUGGCAACUCUUGGUGGUGGCGAGAAGUUUACGAAAUUAGAUAUGAGCCAAGCCUACCAACAGUUACAACUGGAUGAUGAGUCUAAAUGGUACACUACUAUCAACACACAUAAAGGGCUUUUUCAGUACAAUCGCCUUCCAUAUGGAAUUUCGUCUGCCCCAGGUAUCUUCCAACGUAACAUGGAAAAUCUGUUACAAAACAUUUCCUAUGUGAUUGUCUGGGUAGAUGACAUCUUGGUGUCCGGUGCUAAGGAUGGAGAUCAUUUAAAAAAUCUGGAAGAAGUCUUUAAACGUCUUCCAAAGGCUGGAUUGCGACUGAAGAAAGGAAAGUGCGUGUUCAUGGAACCGCAAGUAACCUACCUGGGUCAUCGCGUAAGCAAAGAAGUUAUUCAACCGAUGGAGGAUAGAGUAGAGGCCAUUACCAAUGCUCCACCUCCAAGGAAUUUAUCAGAGCUGAAGUCUUAUCUGGGAAUGAUAAACUAUUACCAGAAAUUCUUGACAAAUUUGUCAAGUGUGCUAGCUCCGCUACACAGUUUGCUCAAUAGUAAGACUCACUGGCAUUGGGGUAAAGACCAGCAGCAAGCCUUUGAACAAUCCAAGUCAUUCCUCAAGUCUUCAAGACUAUUAGUCCACUAUGACGACAAAAAGGAACUGAUCCUGGCAUGCGAUGCAUCUGAAAAUGGUUUAGGUGCGGUCCUCUCACACAAGAUGGAGGAUGGUUCGGAACAUCCUAUCUCCUUUGCAUCCCGAACCUUGACAAAGGCAGAAACGAAUUAUUCAAAUUUAGAGCGAGAAGCGCUGGCAGUUAUAUUUUGCGUGAAGAAAUUCCAUCAAUAUCUUUAUGGCCGACAGUUCAUCCCAGAGGCUGACCACAAACCACUUGAGUCUUUGUUUAAUGAGAAGAAGGCCACACCUGCCAUGGCCGCUGCUCGAAUUCAACGUUGGGCAUUGACACUAGCUGCAUACAAUUACACAAUCAAGUACAAACCUGGAAUUGAACACGGCAAUGCUGAUGCACUCAGUAGACUGCCCUUGCCAAUUAGGCCGCAGACAACGCCUCUGCUAGCUGAAACAGUGCGGACGAUGGAACUUCUCGAUUCUACACCGGUGGGCGUUAAAGAAAUUCAAGAGGGAACCAGAACUGAUGUGGUACUUUCUCAAGUAGUAAAGUUUGCACAGCAUGGCUGGCCAAGCAGAAACAAAGAUGAAGCACUCCAGCCGUACUUCGAAAGAAAACAAGAAUUAAGCAUUUAAGGUGGGUGUCUGUUUUGGGGAAAUCGUGCGGUAGUACCCCCAAAAGCUAGAGAAAGAAUGAUGGAAGAAUUACAUGAGACACACCCUGGCAUUUGUCGUAUGAAGUCUUUGGCUAGAAGUCACGUGUGGUGGCCUCUGAUGACAGAUGGACUCUGAGUUAGAAAUGAAAGUACGAAGCUGCAACGUCUGUCAAGUAAACAGGAAGUUACCUCCGAAAGCCCCCUUACAUCCCUGGGAGUGGCCUCAUAAGCCAUGGGUUCGCCUACAUCUAGACUACGCUGGUCUAUUUCUUGGGAAAAUGUUCCUCAUCGUAGUUGAUGCGCACUCUAAGUGAAUAGAAGCAUUCCCUAUGAGCACUUCGACUUCUUAAGCUACAAUAGAGAAGUUAAGAAUCGCCUUUUCAACUCAUAGACUUCCAGAAAUGGUUGUUACAGACAAUGGCAGUAACUUUGUGAGUAAAGAGUUUGAAGCUUUUCUGAAACAGAAUGGAAUACGUCACAUCAAAAUCGCGCCCUAUCAUCCCUCACCAAACGGGCUUGCAGAAAGAGCUCUUCAAACUUUCAAAAAGGGAAUGAGGAAGUUGAAAGAUGGAAGUUUGGAAACCAGAGUAUCGCGUUUCUUAAGCCGAUACCGAAUCACUCCUCAGACGUCAGCAGGAGUUUCACCCGCUGAAUUAUUGCUAUGCAGGAAACCAAGGUCGAGAUUGGAUCUCGCUAACCCCGACAUGAGUCUUAAAGUGCGUGACAGUCAAUGGUUACAAAAGCAGAGGCAUGAUCUCCACGUGAAGGAGCGUACCAUGAUGAAAGAAGCCCAAGUCUCUGGCAGGAACUUCAGUCAAGGUCCAAAGUGGGUACCUGGAAUCCUACGCGAGUCAAAUGGUCCUAUUGCAUUCGAAGUUGAACUUUAAGAUGGACGUAUGUGGAGGCGGCAUCAAGAUCACUUGAUACAGAGAGCUAGUGAUCCUCCAUCACCGACCCAGUCAGAAGUCUCGGAAAGUAUUCCUUCAGAGUUAGAGAAGACAAGGACUUCUAUUCAGCCUAUGGAAGAUCAUGCAGCGAGUGCAGGAAUGAACACUUCUGCUGCGGCAGAACAGUCUGAUGUCCAAAUGAACGCUGAGAGGCGUUAUCCAGUGACGAACCGACGUGCUCCUACAUAUUUGAGUUACUUUGUUUCUAAGUGACAGUUUCUGUUGAGUUAAGGUUAAGUCAAAGAGAUACUUAAGGACUUGAUUUGUUUUUCUUGGUUUUAAACCUUAGUGGGGGAGUGAAGAGUACUCAUUGUAGUAUCAGCUAUGUAACCGCUCCUCCAGUAGUUUUACGGAGAGACCAUGUGCUUCGCAGUGUGUGCAAAAAGUUGGAUAAAAUGAAAGGCAGUUAGCUUUGUUUACGAAGUCUGUGUGGAAUUCACAGUAGUUAAGCGUGAGAAUAUUACAGGUGGGAAAUAUGAAAAUUUUUGACAAUUCUCAAAAAAUUCUGUAGGCUACUCUUAGACUAGGUAUGCUGAUAAUAUACAACAAUACAAUACAAUACAAUAACUUUAUUUAAAGAGAGAAGCGCAAUAACCUAUUACAGUUUUCUAACCUACGGCCCUCAAAAAAAUAGAUAAAUAGAUAAAUAAAUUUAGAAGACUAAAAACAAAUAAAUUUAUAAAUAUAUAUAUAUAUAUAUAUAUAUACACAAAAGAGACAAUAUUUCAAGUAGAAUAGGCUAUAAACACGUAAUGAAUAAUAUAUAAAUCGACGAAGGGGGGGGGGGCAAAAUAUGUACUAUAAAUGAACAUGUAUACAUAUAUACAUAAGUAUAAAUUAAAAGACGUAAUAGUGGUUGUAGUAGGACUAUGAAAAACAGUGACAAUGAAUAGAAUAGCGGCAAGUCGAGCACAGUAGAUCCUCCAAGUGCUCGGCCGAUGAUAGGCGUGAGAAAGACAGACUUCGUAAUUUAGACUUAAGAGAGGAGGGAGGAAAUUUAAAUAUUAGUGGAGAAGAAGAAAUAGAAAACUUUUUUAAGUCGGAACUGAGGUCAUUAAAAAGUUUAGUGGCAGUAUAGGCCAAGGUGCGUCUCCCAGAGUUGCUAUUUGGGCAUGGCACCUUUAAGUCGUAGAGAGAGGCUCUUGUAAAACGGCCCAGAGGUCCACGCGAAUCACAAAGAAAUUGAAAUCUGUUCCUGAGACAUCUAGGAGCAUUCGGAUUAAGGAGUACGAUGAAAAGAAGAAAAAGUUUCCUGUAUUUAAUAAGAUCAAAAACGGGAAUCCAGUGAAGUUUUAAAAAUAAAGAAAUAGAAGCCUGAGAGAGGUCGGCAUUAAGGAGUAUACGCCCAGCACGCUUCUGAAGACGAAGCAGUCGUAAGAGGAGAUGGUGGGAACAGUUACCCCAGGCAGCAGAACAAUAAAUAAAGUAGUUGUUAACACAAGAAUUAUAGAAUUUUAAAGCAGAAUCAAAGUUAAGAUAAGGUUUGAUGCGACGGUAGAGAGAAAGCCUACUGCUAAUGAUGCAGCAGAUUGUAUCGAUAUGAUGCUCCCAAGACAUGUCACUGUCUAUCAUAACGCCCAGCAUCUUGGCAUAGUCUACUUGCUCAAUAGAUCUACCAUCGAUUUGGACAUUCAGUGCCGAGCUGGUUAAAGUACGGCGUUUCUGCAGGGUCGUAAUAAGUAAAGAUUUAGUUUUGGUUGUGUUAAGUGACAUUCGAUUAUUCUCAGCCCACGUAGAUACAGUUCUAGCAACUUCGUUCAACUGAGUGCUGAGGGAAGUAACAGAGGGCCCUCGAACAAGAAUAGUAGUAUCAUCCGCAAACAUAGUUGAAGUUACGUCUGAAUGUAGCUCUAACGGCAAGUCGUUGAUAUGAAUAAUAAAGAAAAGUGGCCCCAGGAUACUACCCUGCGGCACACCUACAGAGACUGGAAGUGCUUCAGAUUAAGAUUAAUACAGAUUAAGCCCAGCCUAAAAGCAGAGCUUCCGUUUAUAUAAUGAGAAUAAAAGCAAUAAACUUUAAGAGGUAGUCUCCUUAAAAGCGUUCCACUCGAUUUCGGACUCGACAAAACUUUUGCCUCAUAUUUUUGCCAUCAAUACGACUAUCCAUCCUAAUAACGAAAUUGCAGUUGGAAUGAGGAAAUUGUUUAUUUUACUGCCAUUCCCAGCAUUUCAUUGCUGGACGACCGUUAUUAUACAGGUUUUUUAAUGAUCGUUUAAAAGUACUUCGGGUCUUCAAAUCCUAGACUAUUUGCACUCAUUUGGAAGCAUAUUGCUUCUUCUUACUGUUCCAAUACCAUUUAGGCAUUAUCUUUCUGUAAUCAGCAAAAACUCGUCGUCUUUAUUUCACUAAUCCAAUUAAGAAAGCAAAAUGCACGAAUAAAUGCCUAAAAAUCAUCAGGAAAUUCUCCAAUGUGGCACCUAAGUGAGACCUAAAAACAUGUUUUAGUUAAAGAUUAAUCGCUAUUUUGUCAAGUUAUGCAAUAAAACUUGUGGCACAACGCUAUUCAGAAUUGAAGGUCUCGACUCAAAUUUAGUCAAACGUUCAAUUUGCGUUGCCUGACAGUACCGGCUGCUGCCACAGCAAAAUCCCCAGUUAUUCAAAAACUUGCCACUUUUAAGUAAGGUACGCUUCAUUUUCCCAGCAAAACUAUAUUAAAAUUCCCUUUUCCUUUACCAAUGAUAUAUGUUGUUCAAAAAUUAGUUCAGCAAGUAAAAGAUAUGCCUUUCCACGCUUCAUUUAAUUUCCCACUGCCCCGAACAUUCGUUUUAAAUCUGUACGGCGAGUUACUAUUUUUCCUCUAUUUACCUUCUGCUUAUCAGGAGCCCACAUUUUCGAACAAAUUUGAAGACUUUUUUGAUGAAAUUUCAAUUAGAAGCUUUCUUCCUUUUACUGACUGUUUCUUCCUAUCGGGAGUGGUCAGCUUUAGUUUUCACGCUCCCAGGGAGUCCGGAGUCCAAGGCUACAAUUGUAUCACAGCCAGUUAAUAAAGAAGUUGGCACACUUUUCAACAUUAAUUUCGAAUCGUGCAACUUUAGUGAAAGUAAGAAAAUAAAGUGUGGAAGUUCAGACAGUUCGCGCGGUUUCUCCCUACUGAUAAAAGUACACGAAUGUCUGGACACCAUUACUUCUCACCAUGGAACCUGUCAACCAUCGAAGUCUGAACUGAGUGAAGCAGAGCCAAUGCUCUCAAGGGACAGUAAUCAUUGACCUUACGAAAAAUCAAGUGGAACGGGUGGUGAUUUGCUUCCCCGGGGGGACUCCCAUACAAAAGUGACGCGGGUGCUCGUCGUUUGCAGAUUUUGGUCUCACUUAGGGUGUUUGGGAAGGAAAGUGACUAAAUAUGCUCAUUCAGGUAUCGCUUAGGGCUAGCUUUGCAUAAAGAAAUUCGCAAAAAGGGCCGUGACACUGACCUCACAGAAAUCUCCUUUAAGGGUCAGUUUAAGCUUGAGCCACACCCACAUUGGCCUUCCUCACGGGUUUAAUUUUAAUUUUCCGACGAGCAUCCCCUUCACUUUUAUACAGGGGUCCUCCAGGGGAUCACCUACAACAUCGGCACAUAAACUCGGACGAUUUUGGCGGCCACCUCGUUCUUCACAUAGAGGACCAAGAAAGGAAUAUUAGUAACAAGGACACGCAUGUAAUUGGUUUGGAGAUGGCGAAGAUCCUAUACCAUCUAUUUUGAAGGAUGGGAUCACGUACGUAUAAAAUCGUAAAAUCAUUUCUAAUAUCUUUUUUACUAGUUCCUUUAUAAAAUUGUGAUAAGAUAACGACAAAAGGGUCGAUGGGCAUUGUCGUCAUCGUAAUUUCAAGUCCAGACAAUGGUACACUCAGUAGUCCACUCAAUUUUUUUAUUUAGAAAUAUGCGGGAAGUGAAAAUCCAAACAUACGAUGAAGUGGUGGAGAAAAGUAGGAUGUCGCUUUAAGUAAUAUCCUGUUUCCCCAGCAUGAACAUUUCUCCAGGUCGAGACCCCUACACUGUUUUCACGUCUUUUCUCGCCUCACGUCUUGUUAGCAGGUUAUUACCGUGUUCUUACAGAGGCUUGCAUUCUACUAUGUUAAUGAUGUAAAAAUACAUACAUCUGAACAACAUCUGAAGGAUCUAGGAUCACAUUUUUUAAAAACGGCCUUUGGACCCUCCGUGUGAAUCCAAAUUCAUAUUGAUUUUACUAAAUUUGGCGCCACCGCGUUUAUUCGUUUUUGCGACUCCGGAGCGGCGCUCAUUUGAUACACCAGCCUACCGCGGACAAUCUUGUUGAGCCAACCGAGAGGGUCUUAUCGCUUUUAUGUCUGCAUAUCGAGAUGCUAUGACAAAGAAUAUAAAGAUUCAGAUACUUAUAAUGACAAAGAAUAUAAAGAUUCAGAUACUUAGUAUUUAUGCUUAAGAGGGAAUCUCUCUAAAACCGGUCCACUGCCUUUCGGGUCGAAAAAUCAAUUUCCUUUAAACUUUGUCCAUGAAUAUAUCUUAGUCCAAAAGUAAUUUAAACCGCAUUAGUUUUUGAAAAUAUUUCAAAAUAAAAUUUUUCGAGAGGAAAAUCACUUCAGCACUCGGCGGCCAAAUAUUUGCAGUGACAAAGAGUAAAAAUAGCGCAUAUUGCCGAGUUCACCACUUCAAAGUUUUGCACUUUCAACGAUUUUUUUCACUUCCUAGGACUAAAUUGGUCCUUAAAUGAUGUAAUGGACACAAUUUUGGCCCUUCAAAAACAACUCGUGUCUACUAAAUAUUUUUUGAUUUACACCCACUUUGCCGUACGCAGGAAAUGACUCAAAAAUGCAUAUUUUCAUCCUAGCACUGUGCAAAAUCCCCACAUCUUCUAAACAAAAUGUCUUUUCAGACCAACAAAGGGAAUGUCCAAAAACAGAGACAUAAAAAUAUGUGGUGAUUUUAACGAUUUAUCAGCACAGCUAAUCGACGAAAUAUGCCUAUUUCUGUUAUGACUGUUUACAAUACACGAUGCAAGGUCUUAAUGCAAAGCCCGAAUAACACAAUAAUUCAUCAAAUGUAUCAAGUAUUUUAAACUUUUUGUGACUUUUGACACAAUAGAACAUCAUGCAGGAAAGGAAAGCCUUUAAACCGAACGCAUUAAUACUACAGGUGUACCUGUUUACAGCGCUUGAUCCGAUCGAAUCGUCUUCGCUGUGUACACAAAACUGAUAUCACAUGAUGGCGCCUGUCACGCAUUCCUAUAUCUGGAAUCGUUACGCCGCGAAAACACUUUUUGCUAGUCUGACUAAAACUGACAGGCAGGAAAUUAUCUUAUCAAUAGAGUAUUCUAUUAUAUUUAUUGCUGUUUUCGUUGACAAGCUACAAUAUCAAGAAUCAUGCAUGCAUAAGUGCCCAGUGCAUUAACAACAGCAACUUUUUAGUUUUCCAGGAACAGGCUCCUAUCCAUUCAGGUUAGGAUUUAUAAAACAAUUGGUCGUCGCUAUGAGCUUUCACUUUGUUUUGUUUUAUGUUGGUCGUUAAUGUUUUUAUUUAUUAUUUUUUUUAAAUAUAUUUCAUAUUUCUGGUAGCCCGUGGUAUUAAACCGACGAGUACCUGUUCUCAGGUCUUAUCAAGCUCCCUGACUCAGGGUGGGGUUAGGAAUAGGGGUGGAGUGUGCUUGCUAGCAGGAGGUCCGCUAGACUGUUCACAGUCCUCUAUGUUUCCGUAAAUCGUCGGUAUCAAGCACAUUCUCUAACAGGUGGCCUUCUUGGUUUUAAAAUGUACCGGGUUUAGCCUGGGGAUGACUAUGAAAUCUACUCCUGGGGCAGCGGACCCAAGAAGGCCCGCACAUCUGGACGAUUUUACGGAAAGAUAAGGGACAGUGAACAGUCUAGUGGCCCGCAAGCAAACAUCCCCCUUGCUAUUAUCCUAGAACAAAUACUGUAUCUUUGAAAUUAGGUUACCCUGUAUUUAAAACUGGCGUGCUGGUUUACCUCAUUUAGGGCUUUCGAUUUUGACUCUAUUCCUUCCGUUUCCGACUAGUAGUUUUAGCCAGGGCUAAAAGCGCCGCUCUGACUCGUUAAUAUACUAAAAGUUGUACCCCAGAAAAAAAAUAAAUAAUAAAAAUCGUGUAAUGCUAACCGGUGACGGCAACGAGAAAUGCAAUACAAAAUCAAUAGGGCUUAAGAGCGAAAAAAAAAGUUUGCACGUGCAGCACAUUUUUUUGUACAUUUCUUUGCCAUUGUUUUGCACGACUUCAAAGUACGUGAAACGUCCUAGUUGCACGUUUUAUGGAGAAAAAAUCGUAUAUGUUCCCACGUUCCAUUUUUGUUACACUGCCGCUCAUUUUAACCUCGCUGGCCGCUAACAUUUGUCAUUUUCUCAUCGCAGCUUUGAAUUUUUUUUAUGUUUUUUUCUUCCGCGAUGAACUUCGUCUGCUUCUUUUUUUUCUUUUUGUUUUGUUUUGUCAGUUUCGCUCUAGCUCUUUCUCUGUUAUCGGUGUCAGUGUAAUGGUAGUAGGGGGAAACAGUCGAACGCACGAUCACGUGAUUACGAAAUUUUCUCGCAUCUUACAGGUUACAAUUUUUUUUUCGCGCGCGCGAGAGCUUCGCUAAUACUCAUUCUCUAUUACGGAAAGUGGUUAAUUAUUAAUAGUGCCAUAUUUUCAAAUUCUUGUCCCGUUAUUGCCGAAAUGCACAUAUUAAGCUAGCGAUUUUCCUGAAAGGUUGUGAAUUCACAGUGAGCCCGCGGAAGAAAAAUGAGUAAUAAUAGGCAGGGUACAAACUCACCGAGGUAGAGUCGUUUUAACUUCUUCUCGCGUCUUUUCCAACGAUCUUUUUCACUACACAAGAGCACUCUACAACCAUUUUAGUUAUCUUUUGAAGAAGAUCAGAUUUCCAGGUUCUUGUGCCAAAUCAAAUCCCAAGCAAAUUGCUUUUGAAAGAAAAAGAGUGAUUUCUGUGAGCCAUCUCGCACAUACAUCAGAGGACGUUUGGCAGCAAUUGUUUCCACAGCUUCGCUGCCAUUUCUUUCUCCAGGUUCCUCAUCGUCCGCUUAGUAUGUAUAGUCUUUUAUUUUUUUUUCAAAUGAUUUUGUUAUAAAAAUAUUGCGAAAAAAAUCGUUAAAUUUUUACUUUUGAACCACUCGGCUUUGGUAAACAUUCGUUUGCGAUCUGCGUUGCCAGCCCUCUGCCCCUCAAGGGGCACCUCUUCAGCUCAAAAAUGGUAUACAAAAGGUGGGUUGGACGAUCAGGCUGGAGUCUCCCAGUAUAACACUUUGUAAUAUACCCCACCCCCUCCGAUAGGGCGGAAAGGUAAGUUCGCUAAUUAGACAUAUUGGUGUUGUUGUUGUUGUUUUGUUUUUGCAAUUCUCGUUGCCGUUGCAGGUUGGAUGUUACUAAAACGGGGAACGGGGAGCGGGGAACGGGGAACGGGGAACGGAAGUCUGGGAACGAGUUGUCAGCGGAAACCUCCACAAAAAUCCAAAAUGGCGGUCCAAAUAACGAGAGAGAGAAAGAAGAAGACAAAGAAAGGAAUUCGUGCCUUGGUUGAAAUCAGGUGGGGGCGAAAUUGUAAAUCAGACUCACAUUUUACGUUUACGUUUUGAGCAGGUGGUAUGUUUUUUCGAUAUUCAACCUGUUUCAUUUACAAUAUGAUAAGGUCUUAGGUCUUAGUUUUCGAGACACCUGGCACACUCACAUUACUCCUGGAUUACUCUGUUUACUUUAGACCGUCGCUUAAUCCUGCCUGUUUAUCUCCCUGAAUCUUCUUUUUCCCACUCAGACAAACUCUUGGAGAGUAAAGGUUUUAUCCAAGCCCAUUAUAUGCCCUGUUUUGAGAAUGCUUGGUAAAUAACUCGCAGGCAUUGUAAUGAGAAAUAAACGUGGAAUUUAUUAAUGCAUGUACAUAUAGUGUUCUCGCGUUCUGUGCUUGAGUCAAACUUUGUACAGCUAUUAGUAUUUAAAAAUAACGGCUAAAACUUGGUUUUUACAAUUUUUUUUUAUAACUGGGAAAGCUUGUUGUUGUUGUUAGCGUUAUAUUAAAGUCAUUGAGUGAUGAGUUAUGAAUCGUUUAAGGUCAGGGUUUGGCAUUGAAAGCAGGGUUAAGCACUGACUUCAAGAAGGUGGUGGACAAAACACUGACCCCCAUUCCAUGAACUACCCCCAAUGACUACCUUAAAAUGGACUAUGCUACUGAAGUUAAGUGAUUAGGGUUAGGAAACUGAGUGAAUCAGGUUCCAUUUAGGGUCCUUAUACUGGGAAAACUGACCUAAAACUUCAUUCACUCAGUUUCCUAACCCUAAUCACUAAACUUCAGCGGUGUAGUCCAUUUUAGGGUAUGUCCAUGAAGUGUGGGUCAGUGUUUUGUCCACCACCCUUCAAGAAGUGUUUAUUCAGGUUUGUCACUAUAUUUACUGUACGUACCAGUAUUUGUUUAAAGCAGAUAGUAGCAGUUAAUCCGAGAUAUUUGAAGUUUUUCACUUGACUCAUGACUCAUCGACUCAAUUAUUUAAUUGCUUCUAUAAUUUCAACUCCUUGACCCAUAACGUGGCCUAAUUUUAAACCGGCAUUUUCUUGGCCUUUACUAGAAACUCUAAAGCUCAUUUAAGCAUGUUUUUUUCUAAUAUAAACACAACAAAUUGUACUGUCAGUCCUCUACCAUACCCCCUCCUGAAUGCUUAGGCCAAUAUUACAUGGCACAAGGCUAAAGAGAGUGAGAGACAUACUAGAAAUGCCACACUGACUACUGCCAACAUAUAGCAUGAUUUGUACCAAUACCUUUUUGUGCCAAGGAAGUGGUACAUUCAUGGUUGUCUUGUUGUAGUCCUCUAAGGAGAGGGAGGCUGAAUAGAGGAUUUACAGUAAAAGGUCUAAAGGGAAUUUUUGCCAGUUCACUCUCUAUGGAGAUGAAAGGGUUUGAGGCAAUUAUUCAGUUUUCCCCUUAUAACCUAGUUAUGGUCAAAAGAUACAAAUAUCAAAAUCAAUUUGAAAUGUCAUUCUGAAUAUAAAAUGGGUGUAAAAGCAAAUUCUAAUCAUUUUUUUAAAGAUACUCCUUUGUUGUGAAGGAUUUUGGUAGAGAUCUCUUGACUACCACAAUUUUGCUGGCAUAGGGUCUAUUAUCAACCCGUUAUCGCUUGAUAUAAAGGAAUGAACUGGCCCCCUUUUUGCUAAAGAGUAAUGUAUAUGAAGGGAACCGUACAAUAUCAUAGAAGUAUUUAGGCAGCCACUUACGAAUUUAAACUGUUUCAGACAUGUUAGUUUAUACCUAACCCAUUUGGUUAACUCGAACAUAAUGAUCCUAGUCAUACCUACUCGUACCUUAACCCUCCAAGCUUCAUUAUCCACAUACAAAUAACAUUGUCCACACUUAUCUCUUUACAUUUCCUUAAAGAUUUAGAUGACAGAAUUUGGUUGAAGAUUAAACCAUUUUCCCUUUGGUGAUUAUUUCAUUACUCGUCAUAAACAUUCCUCUGAAUAAUGUAUUGAUAUUGUUUCGAGAAAAUUGAUUUUGAUCUAUCAUGGGACUUGAAGAGUUAAAUUUUCUUUUACUUUGAUCUUUGAUAUGUUGUUAAAACAACCUCAUCUAAGGUAAUAACAUGGUGUAAUCUGGAUAAGCAAUUAGCAUAUCCCAUUUCUUUAGGCUGAUUUUAAAACUUAGCCUUGGACUCUUUCAUUCUAAAGUAAACUAAGAAAAUGUAAUGAUUUUAUAAUGUAAACUACACUCACAAAACGUGUUGAAAAGCACUCUAUACAAUAGUGAAUAUGCAUCACUAAAAGCAAACACAACUAAAUCAUAAUUAUUUUCACGGCACCUUCAUUUUUUGGUUUCUCUUUUUUCCUUAAUCUGUGCCAGUACAUGCCGAAUUCUGUAUUAUUUGGCAAACGUGACACAAACAUCUUCUGACCUUUGAUAACCUGACAUGUUAUUGUACCUUACAAGCAGAGGAAAGUGAAAAUGGGCCGCAGAGGUGUCAUCUAAAGCAGGACGUAUACUUGUGCACCAAUACAAUUGCAAUUUUUCCCACUUUAAGUAUCUACCCUAAGAGGCCGACAAGAUUUUUCUGUAAGAAAGUAAAUUUGAAAGACUGGUCACCUGACGUCCUUUUUGGGCGCGACAUUACCCCAUCUUUGGUCUUUGGCGUCUUUCAGAUUGCUUAUUUUAUGAUACUCUUGACACAUGAUCAUAGUUACUAACCCUCAAUAUGUUUAGGUUAAUUUUGUUUAAUACUUGAACAUUUGUAAACGUCACUUCUACUAGGACGGACCAUAACUCAGCAGGAUUGAGUGAACCUGUAUUGCAAUAUAUCCUUUAUCGGUUUUGGCAGUUCAGCUGGAACGACAACAUGUGCAAAUGAAAAACGUGGAAAGUUUCUUCUAAUACAAUGGGGGGACAUGUGGUAGUAGCGGUUUGAUUUCCGUCCAAGUCGCCACUGCAUGUUUUGCUUCUCCCAGUACCAGUCAGCCUCAGGUCUAACAAGGAUGUAAUGGUCAUCAGGGGGCGUUGCUGGCAGGAAGUGUUGUUUACAGCCGUAGCAUUUUCUUACAUUUCCCCAAAUCGUUGCCACUUGAUAUGGGACAUUAGGUGAGGGCAUGGCUGGCUUGGGUCCCCUCAUACCGGUUGCCAUGCGGGUAUUACCUGUUGCGGGUGUGUGUGGAGAUGACAUCAGUGAUACAUUGUUGGGGUUCUGCAAACCUCGGGAGCCAUAACUGUGAAUUCCACCGUCUCUUCCACCAGUUGAAGGCAUGGCUGUUAUCCACGCAUUAACUUUGACCGGUACGUCUAGAGAUGAUUGAAGUGGCACGUCCAUAGGCAUAUCUACGUUCUCUAAACCGUGGGAACCAAGUGCAGGAGGUUCACAUUCAGGUGAAGUGAAUGGUGCAGGAUUAUCGUUCAGAAGUUCAGCCAAAAAUGAGAAUGGUCCAUCAGUGGGGUUACUUGUCGGCUGAGGGAGUGAUGAAACACUCAAUCCAGGUCUUGGAACUGGAUUUGAUGCCAAUGACUGCAUAGAUGAACAAGAGCCACCAUGUGAGAAGACACACUCAGAAACAGUACGUGCUGGAAGUUGGAUGUUGCCAAUUGAUAAAGAAGCACUUGGGGGAGGUGGAGGUAGAGAUAACAUCUGAUGUUGUUGUGGUUGUCGUUGUGGCUGCUUAGCACUCACACCAAAGACAUUUUCACAUGUAAUAGUGACAUCGCUGUGAGGUGUUGGUCCCUUAAAACGCUUUCGAGGAUUGUUUUUCUUCCUUCCCACGUUGGGGUCUUGCUUUCCUGCCAUGUUUAUGGUGGUAAUAUUAAGAACCUUGCUCUGUUUAUAAAAGUUCAGAUAUUUGGAUAGGAGGCCUUGCUUUUCAGCGACUGCUACGGCAUGCGAACAAACUCCAAGCGAUUUGAAGCCUGGACAGGAACAUUUGACAACACCACUGACACUGCUGCUACACUUCACUGUGUGAAAGUUCUCACUGCUACUCUCACUUAUGACUAAGAAUGUAUCACAGUCUUCGGCUUGCUUGCCCGGAAAGAAAGGAGCACAUUGAACUGCACCAGGGGAGGAAACUAUCUUGGCCGCCUUCUCCCAUAUGUUCCUCAAUAUGACAUCAUCAAGAGGAAUGUCAAGCAUUUCCCAAGAAGCAGACAAAGGACCAACAGGCGCCACAUGUCCAAUAGCUCUGCUCUCCCCCUGCAACACUUCUGCCAUGGACAUUCGUCGCAUCUUCUUCACGUACGUUUCCCUUUGCUUCACCGUCAUCUUAAACCACUGAUCUACACUUAGGGCAAGGUGCGGAUAAUUCAUUUUGUACUCCCCUCUUCCUGUGAUUGCCUUAACAAAUUCGUCAUCGAAAUCAGCCCUUAGCUGCUUCAUAUCUUCCACAAACUUUGGAAGAGACACCUCUUGGUAGUUCUCUUUGUGCUUGAUUACGUGGUUAUUGCUCUCUGAGCAGUGCGUGUAGAACUUUUUUUGGGGCACCCUAACCCAGCUGCCGUUCGUACUUUAGGAAGCAUCGUUUCUUUAAUCAUAGUAGUAGUUGUAGCAAACCAGCGGACGAAGGAUGGAGACUUUUCCUCCCAUUUUGUUCGUACAGAUUUCAAAAAGAGUGUCAAACAUUUCAGAGGACUCUGCGUCAACCAGUCCUUCAUGGUAGGCGCCAUCAAGGUGGUAACCAAAUAUCUGGUUUGUGAUUUCAGUCGUGCUGGAGUCUUCCAGGGCUUUAAGAUGGUCUUUGACAUUAUUGCGGAAAUGACUCAUACAUCUAAGUUUCACAGCAGAUGGAAAUCCCUCUGAGAAGGACUGUUCAAGGGGUUUUUCUCCGUCAGUACCAAAUGCCCUCAGUUCUUCCUUCAGACCUGGACAGUUCUUCUGAAUACAGUAGACAAAAUCUGUAUACACUUCUUUUGUCAAAUUCUGACUUAUCAGAAUGGGUCCUAUACAAAUAGGGUGUUCCCCAGUGCGUUUGGAGACCAACAAAAGGUCUUGAUAAGUUACUGGUGUGACACUGUACUUUCCAAUGUUGAAUGUGGGAUCAACUGUCAAUAUACUCGACACUAAUUCUGAUGUGCAGUAGCAUUUCAAAUUUUGAAAUUGUGUACUAGACCCCAAUACGAUAAAUAAUGGAUUUGGAUGUGUUUGGAUUGUGCGUAUGAAUGUAGUUUGACCAUCGCACCACCUUUCUUCGUUUGCCAUAGCUAGUAGACUUCCAAGAACGUCGUUUGUGCUCGAUUGACGAGCGCACCCAGCCGUCUGUUGCUUCAUAUUAUAAGCUUGUUUCCGGUUCCUUGGGGUUACUCCGGCACUCUGUGCGUUCAUCGUUCCUCCUAACUCUCUUGUGGUUUUUUGAAAUGCCUCUUUAGGGAAGUGUUGCUGGAGAUUACACUUAAGCUUGUACUUGGUGGAUUCAUUUGUUCGUUGAUACGGGAUCUUACUUUUCUGUGAAUUUCCAUGGCACUUCAACACAAAGGGAUGCUCUUCUCCAGUAAAGUUGUACUGUACAAGUGCAAGGUUGCCUAGGAUAUCCCCAGAUGGCGAUCGACAAAAAGAUAUUGUCCUCUUGAAAUCGGGGGAAGAAGAACAUCUUCUGUACUUUCUUGUCAAAUGGAAAUAAUCUUCCCCCACGACUUUCGUUCUAGAAAUUUUGUUGCAACUUUCCAGCAACCCAUUUUCGAACUUUAAUUGGAACGUGUCAGUCCGAGAUCCAAGGUUUUCAUAUGAUCCGUUGUCAUCAGCUUCUAAGUCUUCCAAAGCAACUACUCUGAGAUCAACGAGAAAAGAGGCAUUGAUCUGUACACGACAGGGCUGAUGUUUGCAUAGGACAUUUUCCACAUGUUCUUUAGCGAGUAUUUCAAUGACUUUCUCUGCAGAAAAUAAAGCCGUGCUUCCUCUGAUAAAAAUAGGAGCACUUCCACAAAACUCUACCUCAUCUGGGUCACUGAAAAAAAUAUAAAUAAUUAUUAUGCACUGCCAAAAAAUAUAUAUAUAUAAAAUAGGCAGUUUUUCAAACUUUCAUUUGAUCUGAAAGUCAUUAUUAAUAAUAAUAAUAAUUCAGAGUUUGAAAAGAAAACCUGUAUUUGCCUGUAUUUAUUUUGUGCAGUACAGGGACAUGGGCUGUCAGGUACUAAUUACGUGAAACGUCACAUUAAUCAGAUUGCUGAUUUACUGUUGUGUAGGAUGUGUGACAAAAGGGAAGAAAGAGUGUCACCUAGUGAGUGUGAAAAGUUGCCCAGAAGAAAUAGAAAAAAACAGGAUAAUGUGGCAAAGACUGCACACAUUUUAAGUCAUCUGAGUAAUAGCUGGAACGGAAGGAAAAAUGAUAUGAACAUGUACCAUGGGGUUUUGGAGAAUGAUCGAUGAAGUAAAUUAGCUACUUUAGGAUAUGACCAUGCAAUGUGAUAACGUUGUUAAAGUAAAAAAAACCUUACAUUUUAGUGCUGAUCAAGACGAACGAAUGUAUCAUUGUAGACAUUGCUAUACUAGGCAAAAGUAAGAUACAGGAACAGGAAUUUGAAACAACUGACAAAUGUCAAGAUUUGAAGAGAGUAAAUAGAAAAAUGUCGGGUGUGCAGAACGUGGACCUUGUACCAGUUGUUUUAGGGGCUAUUACAAGUCUUACUAAGAAACGUGGACAAUGGAUUGAAACACUGGGGAUUAGAGUAACAAGUGGACUGCUUAUGAGCACUAGGAACAGGCAGGAUUCUAAAAAUGGUGAUUGAUUUCUGAGUACCAGUAGAGUGCCCCACAAGACAACUGGUUGUUAUAAUUAAUUGUGACCCACUCCCUUAGGAUGUAUGUCUACAUGAUAAAAGCCUGAGCUCAGAGCUAAUUGAUAACAAUGGUGAUGAUGAUGAUGCUGAUGUUGUUGAGAUGAUGAUGAUGAUGAUGAUGAUGAUGAUGAUGAUGGUGAGGUGGUAGUGGUGGUAAUGGUGAUGAUGCUGAUGAUGAUGAUGAUUAUAUAGAGGUAGGUCGAUUCUCAAUUUCCUUCGUCUCCCAGUCCUAAUUAUUCAUGAAUUAGGGUUAGGAAACAAAGGAAAUUGAGAAUCAACCUAGGUUAACUCAAAAUUAACCUGAAAUCAAAUUUGACCUGUAACAUAUAUACAUUGUACAUGUUGUGAUUCAACUUGAUCAUUGGCUUAAAUUUAUUGCACUGUGUUUUUUGGUAUGGCUAUGUAAAAUAAUAAGUGUGAAAUAUUAAGCUGGGAUAGUAUCAAACAUUUAAAAUCGUACACUGUAGUCAACUUUCUAGAGCAAAGAGAGAUGUAAUCAACUCAAAAAAAUGAUCAAUCGAUAUUUUAAGUAGAAACAAGAUUAGUGUAUUAAUUACGUUCAGAGUAAACACUCAAUCUCAAAUCAUAUAUAAUCAGUUGAUCACUCAUCACCUUAACCCUUUAAGCCCCAAUAUCCAUGUGCAAAUUCUCCAAACUGAUCUCCAUACAUUUCCUUUAAGAAUAAGUUCAGAGAAUUUGAUAAAAGAUCAAAGCAUAUUUUCUCUUUGGUGAUCAUUUUAUUAGUUUUCAUAAAUUUAUCUAUUGACAAUGUAUGGAUAUCAUUAGGAGAAAAUUGUUGUUGGUCACUAUUGGGACUUAAAGGCUUAAUAGCUGAUUCUCCAAUUUGUAAUCAAUGACUAAUCAAUACCCCACAAAAUGUUAAGUAGUUCAUCAGUCAUAGAUAUAUCAUAGGCCUUGUCAAAUUGGCCAAAACAAAAUAUAAUACACCCCCCUCCCUCCAGCAUUUUGAUUAGGAAAGUAAAAUACAGGCAAUGUUUUGUUUAUUAUGGUGCAGAGAAACACGUUUGAAAUAGAAAACUUCAUGUAAAGCAAAAUGUAUAAAGGGUCAUAGAUCUUUGUAUCUCAGGUGCAAAGAAAGUCUUGACAAUGUUAAUGCUCACUGGGAACUUGCUUAAAAAUUUACCUUGGUUCGAAUUUUAUUUUCCUUAACCCAGGAAAUAGCUACAUAAAAGGGGUUCAAAAGAAAAGUAAAUAAUUAACCACGGGUAAAAUUGGAACAAUAACGUCAAUUUUGUGCCAAGAUGGUAUGACACAAGGUGUUGUGUCAGCUUCAAGUUUUGAAAAAUGAGAGCAAGUGUUUUGACUUUGAUUAUGAUGGUAAUGGUAGUGGUGAUGAUAAUCUUAUGAUGAAAAUUACUUUGAAGAUGAUGAACAUAAAGAGAAAGAGAAACAAUCCAUGAUAUUAUAAAAUGAGAGCAGGAUAAACUUAAAGUUGGUGAUGAUGAUGUAGAUGGAGCUGCCUACUUCAAAAAGUAAAGGACAUUAAUUUUAAAACUGUACAUAAAUAUUGAAAAUGUCCUUCAUUGAACUUGGAAAUAAGGAAUUUUACUGGAGUAAUGGCUUAUCAAUAUUGUUAGAGACACUUUCAAGACACAUCUUUUUCGGAAAAAUGGUCGGCGAUGUUUGAGGGAAGAAUUUAUGGUGGCUUUAGCGGUCAAGAAGUACUUUUGGUGACAAAUUUCCUCAGAAGGAAAAUGAAGCAGAUUUUCAGCGACAACAGACCAUGGUCACACGCCACAGUCACACCAUCGAUGAACAUGGUCAAACAUGAACAUGGUUCGCAAUCAAAAACCAUGAUACCAUGGUCAAACUGUUGCCGGGGUAAUAGAGAGGGAGGGUUUAAUAGAUCUAGAUGAUUUAUGAUGUUAGAAGAAAUGGAGGGUCACUGUAGGCAUUGAGGACCAGGAAUCAGUUUAAUGACCCUCUUACACAAGAGGUACAUUAACUUGAAUUUUGUAAAAAAAAUUACUCUACUUAGCUAUAACCUCUGCCAGUAUGAUCAGGAAAAGAUAUUUAAACUAUCUAGAUAAAUAAAUAACAGACUGCAAAUUUAUAUAAGGAUUUCUCUUUUUUAGGCAUUGUAUAAAAACCUACCUUUCUUUUUGUUGUUCUCCUUUUUCCCUUUUUGUUGGAGUACUUUCCAAGGAGGAACUACUUAAAAUUUGAACUACCUCCUCAACAUCCUGUUGUCAGAGAGAAAUACUUCAAUUCAAGAUACUGAAGUAAAACCAUGUACAACAAUGUAAUAACUUUUAAUGAGUGAUGUACAUUUACAUCUUACCUGUACAUCAUCAUGCCACCUGACUUCAGGUAAAUCAGAAUCAGAAUCUGAGCUAUGAAAGAGCAAAAAAAAAGUCUCAUUGUAACAAACGGACCUGAAUGCCACUGUUUAAAAACGUGAAAAGUUUCCCACUGCAUAAGGGAGACAUAAUUGGCUUUGAAGUGUCGCAAGGAUUUGAGGGUUUCUUAACUUUUGCAUUUUUCUCGUGAUCACAAAAAAGAGAUUCGUCAGAAAAUAACAAUAAAAUAAUCCAGCUUUGUUCGGAGGAAAGUGCAAUACUGGCAAUUUUAAACUACAGUAGCUAUAGAGUUAAAGUUAUCGAAUUGGUGAUCUUUAGCUUUAAUAGAUAAAAUACUCCCAGCCAGUUAGCAAAGAAGGAGACAAAGACUGGAAAUAAGUCGGAAUAAAACAUGAUCCCUACAUUUAGUUUCAAAAAGUACGACACAUUUUCAGCAUUUUCAUAUCUACAUUUUUGCACCUGACAACAAUGAAAGACUGAUCAUGCGGUUAUUAAUUGUACUGCUGUUAUGAUUAUUUGAGUUAUAACCCAUUUUGUGCAUAGAUCGACUUACAACAAACGUGUAAACAUUUCUGCAUUCGGUUCAAUACGGCAUAGGCUACAAAAACAACAGAUCAGGAGGAACUGAAAUCACAAAGAUCCUAAUCUUGUUGAGGAAAUGUAUACAACUUGUCCUCUGAUUUGUUGAUGUUCAAGUAUGUUCAGUUUACUAUGGUGUAAAAUAUUACUGCAUUACAAUGAAUACUCACCUUUCAGAAGAUCUAACUUCUAUCACACCUGAAAUAUAAGUUAUAGAACUAUUAGUACUCCGAGUUUUUUGGUCAAAAUUGCCACUUGUUUAGGAUUAAAUUCACUUGUGUUAACAGUAAAGACUCACCAGCCAUGUUUUCGCCUCUUUGCACGUGGUGUGUUCCUUUCUGUUAUUUCCAGUGCCUCUCUGCCAUUUUUCUGCCGUAAUCCCGCCAUUUUGGAUUUUUGUGGAGGUUUCCGCUGACAACUCGUUCCCAGACUUCCGUUCCCCGUUCCCCGUUCCCCGCUCCCCGCUCCCCGCUCCCCGUUCCCCAUUUUAGUAACAUCCGUUGCAGGCUGAGCAUCACACGAUUUUUUUCUUUGCUGGAGUACAACUUCAAGUAUAUCAACAAGAGCUGCUCUUUUAGCCCUGUCUAAAUCUAUAUAUUAGCGAGUUUGAAAGAAAUCGAAAGCGCUAAACGAGGUAAACCACCAUGCCACUUCACAGUCCUUAAAUUCUUUACUAAGUCCUUAAAUUUUCCGUAAAUUCGUCGGGAUCAAGCACAUUCUCUAACAGGUGGCUAUCUUGGUUUCAAACGUACCGGGUUUAGCCUGGGGACGAUAAUGAUACAGAUACAGUAUUUGUUCUAGAAUAAUAGCAAGGGGGGUAUUUGCUUGCAGGCCACUAGACUAUUGUUAAUCCCGGGGGGUACUUCCUUAUAAGAGGCUACUAGGGAUGUGCCGCUUGAUGGGGUCGUAUUUUCACGACUGGAUUAACUAUAAUGGGUUCGCAUUUUCAAUAGAGUUACUAGAAUGGGGUGGCACAUUUUCGGAUUUUUUGAGGUAAGACAGUUCUUCAUAUUUACGGUUAGCAAACGUACCAGAAUGUUUGAACUGUAGAUGAAAGGUGAAGUGUUCUUUAUUCUAAAAAAUGGGUCAAUUCAUAAAAAUAGAGAGUGCCUAAUUUGGGAUCGCGAAAAAUUACAUAUUUGCCCAAAAGUGGCUAAGAUGGGGUCUAUAAUUGAUUGGCCACAGAAUAGACUAUAAUGGGGUAGGGGCUCUGAGAGGGCAGCGGCACGUACAUACAUACAUACAUACAUACCCAGCAAACUCCCCCCCCACCCCUACCCGGGUUGUUUACGCACUAUAGGUUCUUAUGCAUGCAUGAUUCUUGAUAUUGUAGCUUGUCAACGAAAACAGCAAUAAAUAUAAUAGACUACUCUAUUGAUAAGAUAAUUUCCUGCCUUUCAAUUUUAGUCAGACUAGCAAAAAGUGUUUGCGCGGCGUAACGAUUCCAGAUGUAGGAAUGCGUGACAGGCGCCAUCAUGUGAUAUCAGUUUUGUGUACACAGCGAAGACAAGUCGAUCGGAUCAAGCGCUGUAAACAGGUACACCUGUAGUAUUAAUGCGUUCGGCUUAAAGGCUUUCCUUUCCUGCAUGAUGUUCUAUUGUGUCAAAAGUCACAAAAAGUUUAAAAUACUCGAUACAUUUGAUGAAUUAUUGUGUUAUUCGGGUUUUGCAUUAAGACCUUCCAUCGUGUAUUGUAAACAGUCAUAACAGAAAAUAGGCAUAUUUCGUCGAUCGACUGUGGUGAUAAGUCUGAAAAGACAUUUUGUUUAGAAGAUGUGGGGAUUUUGCACAGUGCUAGGAUAAAAAUAUGCAUUUUUGAGUCAUUUCCUGCGUACGGCAAAGUGGGUGUAAAUCAAAAAAUAUUUAGUAGACACGAGUUGUUUUUGAAGGGCCAAAAUUGUGUCCAUUACAUCAUUUAAGGACCAAUUUAGUCCUAGGAAGUGAAAAAAAAUCGUUGAAAGUGCAAAACUUUGAAGUGGUGAACUCGGCAAUAUGCGCUAUUUUUACUCUUUGUCACUGCAAAUAUUUGGCCGCCGAGUGCUGAAGUGAUUUUCCUCCCGAAAAAUUUUAUUUUGAAAUAUUUUCAAAAACUAAUGCGGUUUAAAUUACUUUUGGACUAAGAUAUAUUCAUGGACAAAGUUUAAAGGAAAUUGAUUUUCCGACCCGAAAGGCAGUGAACCGGUUUUAGGGAGACUCACUCUUAAAUGAUUGACAUGCCACGCAUGUGUUACAGAAAUUACGACCCUUAUGAAAAAACAAAAACGAAAAGCAAAAUAAAACAAAAAACGAGCGAGGUUGCAUGCGACGAAACGAAGGCCUGGUACAAAUUUCCCUAAAAUAGUCAAAUAUAAAUCCCCAGGUGGUUCAAAGCUUAACAACUAGGCAGGCUAAAGGGUUUAUUUAGUCGUAGUAUAAACAGGUUACAACCGAACACCGUCAGGCUACUCAGUUGCUCGUUAAUCGAAUCGCAGCGCAAUGUAAGGCCUGUUUCGAACGUCGUGCUACUGCCGUGCUAAGCUGGCUCGACUGCAGCACGACAUUAGCACGACUUGGUUUCAGACGUCGAAUUUAAUUCACACAAUUACAGUCGAUGGAACACCUGUUUCCAAAAACAAAACACAAAAAUAAAGAAACGGUUUAGAAAACUUUUAAAUAUAUUCUAAUGUAUUUAUAAUUCAUGAGUUGAGUUCGGCACGGCGGUAGCACGACGUUUGAAACCAAGUCGAGCUACUGCCGUGUAGCACGGCAAGGGUUGCCGUGCUACACGGCAGUAGCACGACUUGGUUUCAAACGUCGCGCUACUGCCGCGCUAAAGUCGAAUUUAAUUCGAUCAAUUGAGUUUGGCACGGCAGUAGCACGACCUUUGAAAUGGGCCUUAGAGAGACUUCUAGCCUAGGUGUCGUCCCAAACGAUAGUGGAUCAACUUAUGAACGCUGCUUUUGUCCAUGAAAUAUACUAGAAAUACGUUUUCGCAAAAAUCUCGCGAAGCUAACAGGGUCAGCAGUAAGAAUAAACAAUAAAAAGCCGAAGGGUAAAAAUACGAUGAAAGAAAAAAAAGAAACUGGAAGUAGCCACGCCGGGAUUUGAACCUGCACCCCAACUUCCUCCAGCGAAAAAAAGUGCGGUUUCUGACCACUGGCCCAUGCGACCACUGCUCCGAACGCUAGGUAAAAUUUAAAAUAGUGCUGAAGUAUUUUUCUCUGCCAUUCACACUGUUUGAACCUUGUGGAGCUGUAUUUAUGAUGAAUUCAAAGAUACAUUUGAGGAAAAAUAGAUCAAACGAGUAUUUCAAAGCUAUUUUGCAUUAUUUCCGUGUUUUAUUCACUUUCGGGCUUUUUAUAACGGCCGCCCGAUUAACCUGCGACCGCUCGAUGAACGCACACAUCUUCUUCUUCGUUGCCCUCGCUGAAGUUCAGGUCGCCGUUCUUUCGGUGUUAAAUCUUCCACGGCAAGGAUUUCUAGCCACUUUUCGAAUCGGGCACUGUUGUGUUUGCAGCCCGCUGUUAUUGGCCUCAGAAAUACUUUGCUAUUCGCCAGGCGAUUCGUCAACGUAGAGUAAAUAGAAGAAGAAUAAAAUGAGCCCUAGUCGGUUGCCAUGUUGCCUGGAAACCCAAAAUGCACGAUGACGUCAUGCUAAAAAUCGCCGUUCGCUUGCGAUCCUCGCGUGAUCCGCGUGCUGCGCGCGCGACAAAAUUAUACUUUCGCUCCGCGAGAACAAAACGGAAGUCCUGAAGUGCUGUGAGCCCUUUGAAUACGCUUCAAAGUGGCAGAUAGAAGCUAUAGGAGCAGUUAUACGGAGUAAAAUCUGGAGCUCUCAAAUUUAUCCUGAAACGACAUCAGAUGUAAAACAGUUUUUGUCCAUGUUUUUAUAGCUCUUAACAUGAAUAAAAUUUAAUUCCAUAUCCAAUUUACCUUCAACCAGUGUAUCUACCCACCAUUUUAAAUGAGAUGACCCUUUGGGGACUGAUGAAAACUUUCAGCCAAGCUUUCUUUCUGAUUCUAUUUAUGUCUGAUUCUAUAUUUGUUGUUGUUGUUGCACGACCCCAUAUGUAGCCUAUGUUCCACUGUACUACUAGGAUUAGCUCAGUCGGUAGAGCGCUUGACUGCAGAGCGGGAGAUUGCAGGUUCGAUUCCAGGGGUCGGACCAAUACUCAGGGUCUUAAAAUAACUGAGAAAUGAAGGUAGUUACCUUUGCCCUGUUGCAAAUGGCUACACCUUCGCGUGGCCCUGAUGACCACGUAAAAUGGUGGUCCCAUCUCCGGUAGGAGACGUAAAAAUAGUGUCCCCAAUUAGUACUUUCGUGCUUAAUACAUUGACACUCAAAUAUGUGAAUCACUUUCACAGCAGUGGUCUUCCAGUGAGUCGUAAGUUUAAAAAGAAUAUUACAUGAGUUUUUGGUACUAUUUUCAAAAUAGACAACUAGGAUGUUCUGCAUGAACUGGAAGCUGCGAGGGAUUUUCGUCGAGAAAUUAUCUGGGAUUUUUUCUCGCUGACCUGGGACUUUUUUGCCAGGCCUCGCGCUAUCGCUCUCGGUUCCGAGCCUCCUCUGGUAACUCGGAUAGCGCGAACUGGCCUGGGUACGAGGCUGCUAAUAAUUUAUUCUAAUAUAAAAUUCCUAAAGAUAUCCAGACACUAACUUAACGCAAUGUACAUUUUACAGCUGAUUUCACUGUUUUAAGGCAAAUAACAAUUUACUUGAUAAGAUUUUAUAAGUACGAUACUUAUUGUGGCGUAGACGUGAAUAGCGGGUAACCGUAUUCUAGUUGUUGAUUUUACUUCUUUGAACUCCAGUCCAUAUUUUCUUAAUUUUCCUUCAAGGACUACCUUGUACCCUCGUCCCAUUACAUAUAUGUAGUGUAAAGGUGAAUGUAUGAAGGACCUUCCUGCUGCAAAAUGUAAAUACUUUCUCCUCUCACUAGACAAGAGAAGCAUGGUUCUCGUUAAUCGGCACUAUCUGUAAAACAAAAAUGUUCGUUUAGAACGCGACUGAAGUAUGUCGAAUAGCCAUUUCCAGGCGCUCAGAUUGUGGGGGCGACCCUCAGAGAGAUGCGAGUAGGAAAAAAGGGCGAGGGGGUGGGUAGGGAGCAAUGCGUAUUUUUCCCGACCCACUCUACUACCAAGAAGGCCAACUACUGGGAGUCGACGGCCGGCCGAGACUAUUAAUACGAAGGUCAGUGGAAAAGUAUCUUCUGUAUGCUUAACCUAUUUCCGAUCCGUUUUCUUGUUGAUAAAGUCCAGAAAAAAGAGAAAGAAAAAUUGUCAUUUGUAGGAUGAUGAAGAAUUUUUUACGAUCCCAGCAGCCGGUGUCAUGCAAUGCGAAUUCAGCAUCAAUAUGCAAAUUUUAGUCGAAUCCUUCAAUUCUGAAUCGCGUUUUGCCGCACGUUUUAUUGCAUAACUUGACAAAAUAGCUAUUAAUCUUUAACUAAAACAUGUUUUUAGGUCUGGCUUAGGUGCCACAUUAGAAAAUUUUGUGAUGUUUUUGAGGCAUUUGUUCGUGCAUUUUGUUUUCUUAAUUAGAUUUGUGAAAUAAAGACGACCAGUUUGUAAUGUAAUGUGUUCUCCAUUUACCGUUUGAGGGAGGUGCUAGGUGACUGUACGAAGAAAAAGUAUCCUACCUGCCGACCUAUCAUGCAGUGUUAUAUUUGCUCCAAAAAAACUGCCGCUUGUCAAGAUCGAUCAAUGUAGUAGGCAUGGAAUCGAAUUCUUCCCAAACUACAUUUUAUACAUUUUAUAGCUAUUUUUAUUUGUACUUAAGGUGGCUCGACCCCGUAUCUUUGUAGGUACACCUUCCAUCUCUGAAUCUCUUAGACUUAAAUUUAUCUUUAUUGUAAAACCAUUAUAACACAUGUAUUACACAUAUAUUAAACUUAAUUAUAAUAUUAUUUUUUGGGCGAUCGGAAUAAAUAUCACUAAUUGCAGCCCUUAUGGGCAUUUUCUUUAGAAAUGUUUGACGCUGCCUAUACUUUGAGUGCUUGUCAUUUGUUGUGCGAAGUUUUACAAAAAUCUGUAAGAGUAAUUUCAAGAUAUCUUGGAAUUUCUACACAAAGGGCAUAAAUUAUGCAUGAACUGAAGACUGGACUUAAUUACCCUGGUCCCAGAGGUUUUUCUUGAUUUUUCUUCGCGAAAGAGAUCAAGAGCAAGCCGCGAAGCGGCGACAACGAGUCGCGAAAGCGACGAGGAGAGAGCGAAAAACCUCUGGUUACCUUGGCCUCGAAUCUCACUUUCAUGCAGACGACAGGGUCAGGAUCUGACCCUCGGGCGUUGAUUGGUUGAUAUUUUUUCAAACACGCAAACCAAUUUGAUUGGCUUGUUUAAUUGUAACUACCGAGGGGACGCUGAGGAUUUUCACACCUCAUUUCUGAAGGUAAAUUUUGCCUCUCUCUACCAGGGAAGAAAAUUGUUUGUAUACUGCACUCGCAAUAACAUCUGCACGGGACCAAGGCACGUAAAGGCACGCCAUGUUUCGAGAUUUUGACUUGGAUGUUGUUCCUGAAAGAAUAUUCGAAGAAAUUUUGACCUCGGUACUUCAUGAGCGCUUUCCUGAGUCUCACUGAGCAACGAAAGAAAGCUUUGUUCGCCGCCUUGAGUCGAAAGGAUGUGUUCACCAUUUUAUCAACCGGACAUGGAAAGUGUAUAAUAUUUCAGUUGUUACCAGCUGUUUGCAAGUACCUUUCCUUAAGAGGAUACUCAUACCCUCGCCAUACAAUAAUUUUGGUUGUCUGUCCUCUCAAGUCUGAUCUCUUGUGGACUCGCAUAUCCGCGAACUGCGAAACCGUGGCGUCUCAGCAACCAGUUUAAGCAGUACAGACGUUGACGACCAGAAUCUCGUGACUCGACGUAUUUACCAUUUUCUGUUACAAUACUGUCAUUCCAUUAAAUAAACUGACUUGUUUAGGGCAGCAAAAUAUAAAUCUCCGAAUAAGGAAUGAAAGUUUUCUUGUAGGAAAAAAAACAUACAACUUUGUACAAGCAGGUAAUCAUUUUCGGUGCAGCUUGCAUUUUCCUGCGACGCUCAAUAUUUAUCAUUAAAGAUCUAACCAACGUUAUUUUUGGCAUUGGGUCAACAGAACAGAACAGAACAGAUGACAAUGUUUGUGAAAAAUCCUUGUUAUUAUUCCCAAAAACGUUGAUUUUAGAUCGGCAAUUUGUUUUUACAUAAAUUCUGCAAAUCCUGCAGCAGUCGUUUGGAACAAUGUUGGUUUCUUUAUAAAGUGGUGUUCUAAUUCCUGGACUCUUGUCGCCCAUUGUUAACACAUGCUUUAGCUUGACCCCGAUUAACAAAUCACUCUUUAGCACCCAAAAGGAGAUGGUUUGUUCAUAACAUAAUUUCCCCAGGUCUACCCCCGGUUAAAAAAAUAGCGGCUGAUAAGCACGUGUUUGCUCAAUUGCCAUUGGUCACUCUUUUUAUUAGCAAUUAGACGCGUUUGACAGCUGUUGUCUGCAUGAAAGUGAGAUUCGAGGCCAAGGUAACCAGAGGUUUUUCGCUUUCUCCUCGUCGCUUUCGCGACUCGUUGUCGCCGCUUCACCGCUUGCUCUUGAUCUCUUUCGCGAAGAAAAAUCAUGAAAAACCUCUGGGACCAGGGUAGGACUUAAUGCAAACAAAUUUGCUACUUUCUGGAUGUUUCCGAAAAGUUUUUAUCACUCAUUCGUUUUGUAAAUGACCCUCAUACACUCUACAACCGGCUAAACGCAAGUAGACUUGCGUGAUUUCGAAAAACACGAAAACGUAAAUCAGCAAUGCUGAGCUCUUUUGUAAUUUUAAAGGCUACUUUCACGAAAACAGCGAUUUAACCAAAAUUCGUCGAUAGAUUUUCUUUAAAAAAUUUCAGUGCUGCAAUUGAUCAAUGUAGAAUAAAAUUCUCGAAUUUCGUGUCCAUUGAAAACUUUUUAAGUUGUCUAACGUAGGUGCAAAGGUGAGCUUUAUGCCUGAAACUGUACUCUAGAAACUACUUUUACAGUUUUUAUCUGUUUGAGCUCAAACUUUGCAGGAUUGUAGAACUUUGUAUUCCAAACAAUCAUAUGUUUUUGUUUUUGUUUUUGUUUUUUGUUUUUCAAUUUUUUGAAAUUUUUUUUCGGUUUUUGGCGGGAAAUGAGGUCACAUGAUUGACAGCAAAAUAAAAAUUGCAACUAAUGAUGUGAAAAAUAAAUAAUUUUUAAAGAGCACGACGCGACAAAAUCAAUUGAUGAAAAUUUUUUGAAAAGCUGAUUGGGUUAAGGAGUUAUUAAGCUUUAAUUUUUGAAUGUCCUGCCAUUUUGUUACUUUUUGAAGAAACAUAAGCACAUUUCAAAAUGCUAUAUAUGCUAAAGCAAUUGAGUUUUUCAAAGAGUUAUAUCACAUUUUUCUAUUUCGUCAUGCUCUUUAAAAAUUAUCUAUUUGUUACGACACCAGUUGAACUUAAAAUUUUGUCGUCAAUCAUAUGACGUCAUUUUACCGCCAAAAACCGUUAAAAUCGAAAAACAAAAAAUAUUCGAUUGUUUGAAACACGCUAACUCGUCCUUUUAUUACAAUAAAUUUGGAUAGCUACAGGCCACGUGAGUAAAAAUGCUGUAUUUAUUACACCCUGCAGAUCGUUUUUUCGUCUCAUCCUGAACGAAGAAGGUCUUUCAUGGCUCGCUCCACUUUAGCAGGUUUUGGUUCAAAAUCAACGUCAGAGAAAAAAAGCAAGGUAGGUCAACAACGUUUUGGGAGGGUUGAAUUGUAUAGUAAACUGUGAUUUUCUUAUACCUUUAGCUGUAUUCGUAAAUGAUUCUCAUAUAGCAUUUGAACUUUCUUUUAACUUCAAAUUAUACCGCUACUGUCGUUACUUCAAGGCUACUAAUUUCUCUGCCAAAGAGACGCUGUCCAUAUUGAAUUAUGGGAGGACUUUUGCCUAGCCGUCCAGCGGAAUUAUGAAAUCGCAGGAUAGUGGGUAUCUCAAAAAACGCCAGGUCAGCUUUACGCCCGAAAUUGUACUCUAAUGAACGACUUUUAAAGUUUGUAUUUGUUUGAGCUCGAACUUUGGAGGAUUGUAGAACUUUGUAUUCCAAAAAAUCGUGUGUUUUUGUUUUCAUUUUUCAAAUUUUAACGGUUUUUGGCGGGAAAAUGAGGUCACGUGAUUGACAGCAAAAUUAAAAUUUCAACUAACGAUGUGAAAAAUAAGUAAUUUUAAAGAGCACGAUGCGACAAAACCAAUUUUUUUAAAAAAUUUUUUUGAAAAGCUCAAUUGGUUAAGGAGUUAUUAAGCUUUAAUUCUUGAAUUUCCCACUAUUUUGUUACUAUUUUAAGAAACGUAAGCACAUUUCAAGAUGCUAUAUAUGCUAAAGCAAUUGAUCUUUUAAAAGAAUUAUAUCGCAUUUUUCUAUCUCGCCGUGCUUUUUAAAAAUUAUCUAUUUGUUGCGACACUAGUUAAACUUAAAAUUUUGCUGUCAAUCACAUGACCUCAUUUUACUUCCCAAACCGUUAAAAUCGAAAAACAGAAAAUACCCGAUUGUUUGGAAUACAAAAUUCUACCAUCCUGCAAACGUUUUAUUGUUUAUUGUUGUUUAUUGUUUUGUUUGCCAUAGGUAAAUGUACAAAGCAAAAAAUCUAAUUAUUUAAACUCUCAUGGCGAGGAAGCCCAAGAGAAGCCACCGGGCUUAUAAGGAAUGGGCUCCCUCAGUUAAAUAAUUAGAACAAAAUAAUAUCAUAAUUACACAUUGGAAAAAUCAAUGGCAGAGCUACAGUAAAUCCUAAAAUGUAUUAGAUAGUCGUACUAAUCAUAGUUCUAGGCUAAAAAAAGCGAAAUGACAAAAAGAAAAAAAAUGAAACUAAAAGAGCAAAGGUAAAAAAAAAUAUACAUAUAUAUAUAUAAAAGUUACUAUUUAUGAUAAGAGGAAUGCUUUCAGCUUACAGCAAAAGGAAGCGGUACUUGUUGCAUUUCGAAUUUCAGAACUAAGACAGUUAAAAAAUUUAGGACCUUGGAAACUGAUGGAGAACUUUCUUAUAUUAGUCCUGCAUUGUGGUAAAUAAAAAAGCUCCGAACGUCUAGUGCCAUAAGAAUGCACCUGGCGUGUCACCAAAAACAUAUUAUUGAGGCUAUAAGGAAGUAAGCCAGAUCUGUAUUGAUACAUAAAUUUUCCUAUUUGAAGUUUGUAGAUACUCUCAAGAUUCAGAAAUUUUAAAUUUUUAAAUAAAGGGUCAGUGUGAGCAUCGAAAGCACCCCUCGACAUUAUUCUUACGACCCGUUUUUGAAGUGUGAUUAAUCUUCUGAGGUUUGAUGGGUAGGUCGAUGCCCAGACGCUCACGCAGUAGAAUAAGUAUGGGUAGAUAAGGCUAAAAUAAAGCAUCCGUAAGGAGGAAUUAUUAAGGCAAAAACUUGAUUUAUAAAUUAUACCUAUGGCUUUAGACACUUUCCGAGCAACAUUAUGUAUAUGUGAUUUCCAUGUUAAAUGUUCAUCCAGAAUUACACCAAGAAAAGUAGCUUCCUUAACACGAUCAAUCGAAUAAUUACUGAUAUUAAAAGCUAGAUCAAGUGUUUGCCUGUUUUGUCUCGGUCUGAAUAUGAUAAAAUUAGAUUUCUUAACAUUAAUAGAUAGUUUAUUUGUAUAAAACCAACACGUUAUCUUUUUCAAUUCUAAAUUUACAACUUCCAUAAGAUAGGAAGCAUCAGUAUGGGAAUAGAAGAUAUAAGUGUCAUCAGCAAAUGGUAUCAGCUCUAAGACCUUUGACACAUUACAUAGAUCAUUUAUAUAUACUAAGAAUAACAGGGGACCUAAGAUAAAUCCCUGAGGGACUCCGCAAAUGAUAUCUAAUGAUGAAGAGUUGUAAGCACUAUAUUGCACAAAUUGUUUUCGACAAGAAAGAUAACUUUUAAACCAUUGUAAAGCAAUACCACGUACUCCAUAAUGUUCGAAUUUGUCGAGCAAAAUUUCAUAAUUUACUGUAUCAAAGGCCUUAGAUAGGUCAAUGAAUAGGCCUAAAGUUACCCUUUUAUUAUCAAGUACAUUUGAGAUCUUGUUAUACAAUUGGAUUAAAGCAUGUGCAUUAGAAUAAUUUUUUCUGAAUCCAUACUGAUUCCGGAAAAGAAUAUCAUAUUUAUUUAAAAAAUUAAUAAGGCGAUUAUAGACGAUUCUCUCUAGGAAUUUAGAGAAAACUGGUAACACUGAUACGGGCCUGUAAUUUGUGAACAAGGAUUUAUCACCAGAUUUAAACAAUGGAAUAACUCGUGCAAUUUUCAUUUCUUAGGGUACAACUCCAGAAUUAAGAUACAAGUUAAUUAUGUACGUCAAUGGUGCGCAGAUUAAGUUAAAAGACUCUUUAACAACAUUCAUUGAAAUACUAUCAUAUCCUAGAGCAGUACCGGAUCGAAAGCUGCUACAAAUCUCACUGACUUCUUGUUCUGAUACCGAUUGAAGAAAAAAUGAAUUAAUAAAGCCUCCAUUCAGAAAAGAACGAUGAGAUUUGUCAGACGCCGGAAUUGAUUUAGCUAAGUUAGGUCCAAUAUUCGUAAAAUACUCGCAAAAACGGUUUGCUAUAUGUGUAGGAUUAGAUAUUUCUUCUUCAUUAGAUUUGAAGAUGGAAGGCAACUUACACUUAAUUUUCUUCUUGUUAAUAAGAUCGUUAAGUAAUUUCCAAGUUGAUUUUGCAUUUGAUUUAUAUUCAUCUAACUUUUUAUUGUAGUAGAGACGUUUAGCAACGCGAAGGGAAGGUGUCAAUUUGUUUUUAUAACUCUUGUAAAGUUUCUCACGGUAUGAAGUUGGGUUAGCAAGGAAACGCUUGUAUAAUAAAUUCUUUUUUCUUACCGAUUUAAGAAGACCUUUAGUUAUUCAUGGUUUGCUCAAAGUAACAUUCUUUACUUUCACUUUUUUGAGAGGAAAGCAGUCAUUGUAAAUGGUAGUGUAUUUAUCGAGAAAACACCGAUAAGCGCAAUCAGUAUCUUUAUCCCAAUGAACGUUUGCAAGCCUAUCUUUAAACUUAGUGACAUUAUUUCCACUUUUGUCACGAAAAGAAAGCCAAGAAGUUUUAUUUAAGUUCUUGUUUUGAUCAAGAAGCAGUGUGAAAAUCGGAAGAUGAUCAGAUAUAUCACAAAACAAUAGCCCGCUAACAGAUAAGUUGUUCAAAUUAUUCGUGAAAAUAUUAUCAAUUAGCGUAGCCGUGUUAGAAGUUAUUCUUGUCAGACGUGUGAUCAAUGGAAAAAACAUUCUUGAAUACACAGUUUCUAACAAUUCUCCAGUUGUGUCGUGACGAUGGUGGUUGAUUAAGUCAAGAUUCCAGUCACUUAAAACAUAGCAAAUCUUGUUUUCCUUAGAGAUACUUGCAAGCAACGAAUCCAGACUAUUCAUAAAAUCUUGCAAAUUUUGAUUUGGUGGCCUGUAAACCACACCUACAAUUAUAUUUUUCUCUUUCGGCCUAUUGAUUUCCAUAAACAAAGACUCAGCACAUUCAGUGCAAGAAAAAACUAAGUCAGGUCGACAUUUAAAAUCAAAAUUGUCCGCUAAAUAUAGACCUACACCACCACCUGUCCUAUCUUUACGUGGAUUGUGGACAAAAUUAUAACCAGAAAUAUCGGUAUGAUGGGAUGAGUCUCGAAGCUAGGUCUCAGUUAUAUCAAUAAAAGAGAACCUCAACUCUAGAUUCUUUAGCAAAGUGGUUAAGCUAUCCAAAUUACGAUGAAGGCUACGAAUAUUAAGAUGCAGAAGCGAUAAACAAUUAUUGAUUUCUAAUAUAUUUUUCUGAUGCAACAUUUCAUUGAAGCUUUCUUCGGUAUAAUAUUCGCAGUCAACUAACUCCGAAAAGAAAUUAGCAUCAGGAUCAUGAUGGCUACAAAGGCUAAAUUUUUUAUGGGUUUCAGAUAAUAAAGGAUUAAACCUGAGGCUAGCUAACCUAUCGGGAUCGUAACGUAUAGGUCCAUUUAACUGCUCAAACAUAGCCAAACGAAAGUCUUCUUCGUUUAAAUGAAUAAACGGUAAUUCUUCCAUUAAUGAGUCGAACAAAAAACAUUGUGUAAUAUACUUAUCUUAAUCAUUUGAAGAACCGGAGGGCUUAUCACGAAUGAUCAAGCGAUCUAAGAUAAAAUAUGCUGAUUUUCCUGCUUGCUUGGCCGCCUUGAGCUUCUCCAAGUGAGGUUUCCUCUUUUCAAGCGUCGCUUGCGAAAGAUCUUCGCAAAUAAACAGUCCUUCUGGUUUUUCCUUUCUUGCCUUUCUUAUUACAGUUUCUUUCUGCUUCCAACUACUCAGUUGGCACACAAUAACUCUAGGCUUUGCAUCAGCUUGGUGUUAAUUGAUUCCUCCAGACUUUCUACGCUCAACACGGUGAGCGUGCUCGAUGUCAACUUCAAUGUUGAGCUUCUCCUUGAUCGCGGCCCUCACUUUCGUUUCAGCCAUUUCCCAAGUCUCGCCAGCCGAUUCUGGUAUACCGAAUACUCUGAUGUAGUUUCGUCUGCUCUGGUUUUCCUGGUACUCUAUUUUGUUUCCCUGAAGCUCCACAGUGUUUUUGAUUUCAACAAUAUCCUUUUCGGCGCCCACGAGCUUCGAUUUUAAGGACGACAAAUCUCCGAAAUCCUUUUGUGUAAAUUCAAGGCUUGCUUUGAGAGACGCGAUUGAGUCUGCCAACUUAUCGACUCUUGCAUUGACAGUGGAGAUAAAGGAAUCGAAAAGCGUUUUAAGCAUGGACUGCUGAACAUCAAGCAUUUGCUUCAGUGUAACAAUGGAGACCAAUUCUCCUUCAUCUUUAAGAGCUUCCAAGUUCAAUUCGUCCGCUGCAGCAUCAGACGAUUGAUGUUUCUUUGGCUUCCCCAUGUAGAUCAUUCGUCUGCAAAUGUUUAAACUAAGACAAAAUGCUAAUAGAAAUGUUGAAGCUAAGACAAAAAUCCACUAGAAGAUAUGCAAAGAGAAAAAACAUUACAAAUUGACGGAGCUGAAAAAUACACGUCCGCUCGUCAUGCGUGUUAUGACACAUUGACAGAUGAGUUUAACUAAAAAUGUUAGUCUCAAAGGGAUAAAAACUGUAAAAGUAGUGCCUAGAUUGCAGUUUCAGGAGUAAAGCUGACCCGGCGUGAAAAAAAAAAACGGUUUCCUUUUUCCAUUUGCAUCGGUUUUUCUUUGCUGAUAGGAAAAUGUGGCUACACCGACUGAAAGCAUUUUGACUUUUUAAUUAAUUAUAAUAAGUUUUUAAAUUAAUUAUUGUUAGUUAAAAAUAAUUUUUCUAAGGAUAUGAAGGCUCCCGCCAAAGAGUACCCAUUGGUGAAGUGGGCCCCCACCUUAAGCACUCUUAUUGUUUAUUGAUUUGGAUGUUUAACGGGUCGUGUGUGAGAACAAGAGGCACUCUCUUAAUGGAUGGGUCACUUUGUUAGGUACAGUUUCAAAUUUUGUGCGUAUCGUCUUGAAUCUAUUUGGUCAAUUCUUAUUCUAGAGCACGGCCUAACAUUUCAAUCAAGAGUUCGUUCCCAAAACUAUUUUCAUUCCAAUUAAGCUAAUGAGUGUAAUAAAUAAACAAAUAAAUAAAUGAAUAAGUGGAGAUGCCCGCAGUCAGUUUACUUCAUCUGUGUCUCGGGUGGAAGCAAAUAUAUUUUCCCCGAUUCUUAGACUUGCUGACAUCGUCAAUUUUAUGUCAUAUCCUGCCUAGCCGCAUGAAAUUGAGGCGCUUACUUAUUGUGUGGCAUCUUAUGAGCUGCAUUCAAUGGCUAUAUUCAUUUUUUUCGUUAAACAGGAAAAGGUGGUUCCAAAUAAUCUCAUGCGCCCGCAUAAGUCGCUUGGUGUAGUUUAUCUUGAGAGAAAGUACUACUCUUAGUCUAUAUUUUGAAGACUAUUUGAACGUUUUCAAAUAUUACUACUUAUAUAGAGAAAUUGUCGGUACACUUUUAACUCCUCCAAAUCCAUGAUGUCAUGGGAUUAUCAGCCAUGAAACAAUUUUUGCUGUGUGCUGUGCAGUGUACAUAGCACUUGUUCCUUUUUUCUUCAUACUUUCAAAGCCACAGCUUAUACUGGGUAACGUCAAGUCACGUUCAACUGGCCAAACCCAACUAGUUUUUAUCACAUCGUACAGAUCUUCCUGUUGGGGCGUCGCCUACGAAGGCUUUUUGCCGCUCGUUACAGUUUAACUGAUUCUGGUUCAAAAUCAAAAACAGCGGGAGAACAAGCAUGAUUUCUUCACUCUGCCACUUUAUAUUGUUUACGCUGUGGAGUCUCCGAAUGAAAUGGUCGACUUAAUAAACACUCUUAUCAGUGAGUGCUUAGACCGACAUGCGCCUCAGAAGAGGGUUAAAAUAACCCGCCUCCCUGCCCGGUGGUUAUAUGCAGCUGAUAUCAGACAGCUACAAGCUGAGAGAGAUAAACCGAGACUGGAUGCGCACAAUGCGAAUAAUGAUGAAUCAUGGGCUGCUUUUAGGGCUAUUCCUAAGAAGACCAAGGUGGUUAUUGGUAAGGCAAAGAGGUCCUUUUUUAUGACGGCUCUCUCCUCAAAACGCCCUAAACAGGUAUGGAGGGUCAUCCAUCGUGUGCUUAACCCUAGUCCCGCAAGAGCCGAUCCAGAUCAACUCAACAAAUACUUCAUCGUCACUAACGAAAUGACACUGGGUACCACCCCGGAUGCAACAUCUGAUCUUCUGGAGCUAGCAAAGUCAUUACCAGAGCACUCACGACGAUCAUUUAAGUUAUGUCGCGUAACUUUCGAGGACGUAAUGAAGGAAAUACACCACCUCCGCUCAGACUGCUCAACCGGUGUCGAUCAAAUACCUGUUAAGUUAAGUUAGUAAGUUAGUAAGUGAGCAUAUUGCCGGUCCUCUCUCCUCUUCUCUGUCUAAUCAACGUUAUCUUAACUGUGGUGUACCUCAGGGGUCCUAUGUAGGUCCUCUACCAUUUUGUUAUGUACACUUCUACGCUGUUCAAGGUUAUCGAACGUCAUCUCCCGAGGCUCAUUGUUACGCAGAUGAUACCCAGCUAUACGUUAGUUUCAAGCCCGAUGAUGCUUACGCCCAGGACGAGGCAAUUGGCGAAAUGGAGGAUUGUAUUAAAGAUAUAAGGAACUGGCUUAUUGAAGGACGGCUGUUACUCAAUGACAAUAAAACUGAAUUUCUAGUUAUUGGAACUCGUUACCAGUUAAAUAAAUUAAAUCCAUCAGUACUUCAUGCAGGUGAUCACACGAAUGAUAAUUCGGUUAACGUAAGGAAUUUGGGAACGAUAUUUGACAAUUUAAUUAGUAUGGAUACUCAUAUAAAUCAAGUUUGUAAGACCGCGUUUUACUGUAUUCACAAUAUUCGUAGUAUUUCUAAAUACCUUUCACAGUAAACUGGACACGUGAUCCGAGUCUUCCGAUAAACGCGUUACUUUGAGUGGCGUAGCGAAGAUCACAUUGGAACUACGGAAAUUUCGUUGAAAUGUAGGAUUCCAGGAAAAAAGCUUCAAAUUGGAGAUGGAAAGUUCGAUAUUUGUGGAAAUAAGAAAUAGCGACGGAUGUAUCCUCUGUUUUAUCGAGUAUUAUUUGUAUGACAUGCAGAGCUUGUUCUUUAUUCCCUUGUUUCCAUCGAUAAAGCCGGGACGUUUCCCCCAUCGUUCAACAACCUUUCGCGUAUUUCUCUUCCAAACAUGCUAGGUUUCAUCAAUUUGAACAAGUUUAUGGAUUUUAUAACGUUUUCUGAAAGUUUAGAAGGAUUUCCUCGACCUCUUUGAUUAAAGGGAGAAUAUGUGCCGUACGCGUACAUUUGAUAUUUACGAAUAAUGCACACUCUGCCAUGUUUAACACGAACUGCUCGUGAGAUUGCCCUCGGUCCCUCUCCGCUCAAAUACAAAUCAACUAUCCUUCUUCUGAUUUCCGUACUGAAUAAAGGGAGAAUAUGUGCCGUACGCGUACGUUUGAUAUUUACGAAUCAUGCACACUCCGCCAUGAGUGACACGAACUGCUCCUGAGACUGCCCUCGGUCCCUCUCCGCUCAAAUACAAAUCAAAUAUCCUUCUUCUGAUUUCCGUACUGAGGGGUUUACGUGGCCUGAACUCUCGACCUAAAGGGUCAUAAUCAAUAGGUCUGAGCAUUUUGAAAGUCCGUUAAAUCCUCAAAUCUUUCUGCGGAUUUUGUAAUUUCGUUUCGAAGUUCUCAGAUCUUACCAAAAUGCCCAAAUAUGCUAAACGAAACUUGAAACGUUGUCUGAAUUUUCGGAAUUUACUGGUCACGCGUGACGGAACAUCGCUGUAAAACAUUAGUUCAUGCUCGUCGUUACGUCCACACUCGAUUAUUGUGAUAGCCUUCUUUAUGGCCUUCCUAAAUAUCUUAUAAGGAAACUAGAACGAGUACAGAACGCUGCAGUCAGAUUAAUAACGAACACUAGAAAUAUGAUCCAACCAGCUUUACACAACCUUCACUGGUUACCUGUGCUUUACCGCAUCUAUUUUAAAAUUUUAAAUAUAUAGAUUUAGCCAGAGCUAAAAGCGAAGCUCCCGUUAAUAAAUUCAUAAUUUAAAUCAAACAAUAAACUUGUAAUCCACAGAUCAGGGCACAUUCAUUUGACUUUUGAGGCAAAGGCUGAGUGAUUUUAGAGAAAAAUCAGAAUUUGACCGUCCAAGAGUGAAACAAAUUUUACAUCAAGUUAUUUUUACACCGAAAAAUAGCAAUCAUGUUCGAUCACAGUAGAUUAGGCCUGGAAAACAAAUAGACCUAUUCGUGUAUUGUAUUUGCAUUAGCUCUAGCAUCAUAAUGUGGCAUUCACCAGUCUCUCCAACAUUGCUCCGUUAGAGAGACUAUGGAUAAUUGGACAACCCCGAAAUAUAAUUUUAAGAAACACAUGCGCCACGAUAGUCCUUGGUGGCAGCCAAUUUACACGUUGCAUUACUCUGUCUAAAAGAGAGGCCAAAAUAAAAAUCAGGCAGGAUUUUUUGUGUUCGACAAGUUUUUUUUACUAGUAAAUCUUGGCGACGAAUCUGGUGGCGUGUAAACCAGCCUUUUAAACAUACUUUUUCUCUUCACGUCUCAGGUAAACAGUACACAGACCUCGGACAGAAUUUGUUCUUUUUUUGCCCUAUUUAAACCUAUAAUUCUGCAGUUUUUCACAAUUUUGCAAGAGAAUUUGCACUCAUUCAAUAUCCACGACGAUCAAAGCACGCGCUUCCUAUGCACAACAAAUUAUAGCAUUGAAUUAUAAAACGAUUUCCGUUAGAAAAAUCUGGUCCUUUGUGAUAUGCGGGGUAAUAAUUAUGGGCUUUCAAUGAAAACGAUAAAAAAAUUCCCAAAAUCACUUUUCGGCCAGCCGGACGGGUUCUCUCUUUUGACAGGCACCAAAUUUGCAGUGCGAUUAAUAGAGUUACCAUUUACGCUUCAACAUGAUAGAGAAAUUGUUAUGUUUAGGUUUUAUUUCCCUUUAUUCAUUAAACUGUGUAUGAUUUUGUUAUGUGUAAUCUUUAAAAGCGAGUGACAUUUACGCGCGGAGUUUUGAGUAUUCCUACAUGCGAUGUUUAUGUUCGACUGGAAACAACCGGUGCAGCGAUGAAAAUUGCGAGAGGGACUGAUAACAAUCAAUAAAAUAAGUUUCAUUCGGUGAAACAUGUACAGAGACAAUAAUUUUCAUUCAAGAAGAGAAGUAUUGAGAGUAAAGUGUCUCAGAAAAUCAUGAGUCAGGCAAGCAUAAGCUUAUUUAUGUUUUAAGCCGGCUUCCCGGUGUUCGCUCUUUUUCAAGAUGAACUCGAGGCAAGAAAAUCGCUCAGAGCUUUCUGUUUACAGCCAAAAUCAUAACUAAAUAAUCUUCGGAACCUUUUCUUUGAAUUUGCGGGUCAAAAAAUGUCUCAAGGCUUUUUAAACCUGAUACUAUUGUAGGUUAGAUCAUUGCUCUUGUUUUAACUUAAGCCGCAUAAACCAUACGCUCGACUUCAGGAAACCGAAAAAAAAAACAUCAAAAACAAUAAUGGCUCAAGCUUACCAGUCGAGACACUGCUUCUGAAGGUCAUCAAGUGUUCCAGAAUCGCUUGAGACUUUUCAACCUUCUUACGCCUGAAGCAAGGGCAAGUGAGUAAGCUCAUUUUUGAAAACGAUGCCAUCCGAAAUCGGAUUUCCAAUGACUUUGACAGGCGGUGCAUUUGUCAACAAAAAGCGCAAUAAACAAGCCAGCCACGAAUUACAGAACAAUCUUGAUAGCAGCUGUAUUUCAUUUUGUACCCCAAGUAGAAAAAGACAGUUUAAAACAUCACAAGAUGACACAAAACUCUCUCAGCUCCAGCUAUCAGUAAGCAAGUUUCCAGACGCUGCAAAAAUUUUCCGCAUAAACUCACCUGUCAAAUUUUGACCAAUCAGAACAUAAAAAUUGGACGUACAGCGUGAUCAACACGUGACAGUGAGAAAAGUCAAAAGCGAUUGCCUUCCCUGCAUGUAAAUGUAAAAGCCGGUUGAAUUUUCGUGUCCGAGAUCAGUUCGAAAUCAACAUUUUAAAAGUGCGGUUCAUGAAACACGACUUAUUUCAUAUGCAUUUAAAAAAAAUUGAACUUGAGCCUUCGAUCAUUUGAAAAGUAGCAACUUGUCAGCGAAUACCUUCUAAAUAUUACUCGAACUCAGAGGGUCGAUACCUGAGCCCGCGAUACGGUCAGGCGAUACUGGUCAGCAGAAACACUGUUUUGACAGCUGUCAAUUAAUCAAAACAUGGAUGUACAAUAUCAGGUUGCAGGCUCCCAAACUAGCUAGAAAGUGUGAGAUUAAACAUUGGUAUGCCUGUGGUGCGGAAGGACGGAAGGUCGGGUGGUCGGUGUACGGUCACGUGAUUGCCGGAUUUUCUAGGAUGGAUAGAUUUUCUAUAAAGCUAUGGGGCUUCGAACUGAGCCCGUGAUCAAAUAAAAUAUCAGCGCAAAACUUUAAACGCUACGUGACCUCAAUAGAUAGAAAAAUGAGUCCGCGAUCCACUCAGGUGAUGAUGGUCAGCGUAUACUCUAGUUUGACAGCUGUCAAUUAACCUUCAUUAGAAUGGGGAAUAUUCGAAUUACCAGACUACGAGCGUGAGUAGGACAUUUCCGUCCGGCAUAUAGUGGAAAAUGCCAGAUCGUGUACCUGAGCGAACCUGAGCCCUCGUUAUUAGUUUUCUGAUAGCGGUCUGCACAUGUCUCAUUUUGACAGCUGUCAACUGACCUUAAUUUGGCCUGCCAAUGUAACUUUAAACGACUGUCAGCCAACUGACAGCCUUGCCCGGCGUAGUUUCGUUUUUAUGUUGAAUUGGUAAGUGUGACAUAUUAUAUCAGCUUAUAUAUAGGGGCAAAACGACUGGUCUUUUAUCUGAGCCCGCGAGACGGUCAUGUGAUAAUUGUCAGCGGAUGUCUGAUUUUGGCAGCUGUCAAUCUAAUCGUACUCAUACGGAUGGCUUACAUAACUAAGAGUCUAGUCAAGUUGUGCAAGAUCUAUUGUGACAUUUGACAUCGGCUUACAUGAAGUGUGUGUACGGACGGGCGUACGCUACGUCAUAACCAAAUUUUCUGGGAUGGAUAGUUUACCAAACUUUCUUACCCAUGGUGCUCCGCUGCGCGCGCGCUUUGCGCGCGCGGGAGCUCCGCUAUUAUUACAUUUAAGGCUAUAUAUAAUAUGUCACCUAGCUAUAUUAGUAACUUAGUGUCUGUUAAGUCGUGUUCUGUUUAUUCCCUUAGAUCAAAUUCUUCAUUAUUUUUGGACCGUCCCAAGGGGCGCAUGUUAUCUACAUUUGGAGCUCGUUCAGUUUAUGCUGCUGCCUCCACACUGUGGAACAGCCUUCCAGCAAGUAUUCGGGAAAUAACAUCACCCAGCACUUUUAAGAAAAAACUUAAGACACAUCUUUUUAAUUUAGCUUACAACGAGUAACUUCUCUUGAGGUUGUCAAUUGUGUAUUGUUUGUAUUAGGUUUUAUAGAUAAUAUUUCUUAUAAUUCAUUAUAGUUAUUGUAUUUUUAUAUAUUUUUUUAAAUUUAUGUAAAGCGCUUUUGAUCAUUUUAAUGUUAAAAGGUGCUAUAUUAAGUGAAUAAAUUAUUAUUCUCACUCAUUUUAUCAAUACCUGUAUUGCCUCUUCGACGUUUCCUCGGACAUGGAAAACUUCUCGGGUUUGACCCAUCCCAAAGACGGAUUACCCACCGACUACUGAGCGAGAAAGAAUUACCGCCCAGUAUCUAUUCUGUCGACUCUUUCAAAAGUGUUUGAACGGUUAGUGCUGAAACAAUUAAUUUCCUACAUUGAUGAGCUUUCUUUAUUGGCACCAAGUUUAUCUGAUCUGGUUUCCGCAAGGGCCAUUCUAUUACAACUGCGCUGCUAGGUAUUCGCGAUGAUCUCCGAGCUAUGAAGAGGGGUGAAGUCAGUUUGAUGGUUUUCGCAGACUAUUCUGAAGCCUUUGACACAGUUUGUUUUAAGACAGUACUAACCAAGAUGCACGCUUUAGGUUUUUCAAACGAAUUUCUUACUUGAAUGGUCCACUACCUCUUUGAUCGCCGCCAGUUCGUUCAAAUAGACGACAAGACCUCGUCUAUCGAGACUGUACUGUUUGGUGUCCCACAAGGACCGAUACUCGGACCUUUUAUUUUCAACCUAUAUGUUUCUGAUCUUCAAAAACACAUUAAGUGUCCUUGUUACCAGUACGCGGAAGAUACAACUUUCUUCGUUCACUCAAAGACGAAGGACUUAGCUAAUGGUGUCGUGGAAAUAAAUGACGCAAUAUGAAGUUUGGGGGAUUACUCAUCUAAAUCAAACCUCGCUUGAAUGAAGCUAACACAAAGUGGAUGCUUGUUUCCACCCACCAGAUGUCUCGAGCUCAAACGUUACACGAUUAUUAUCAGCUGUGAGCUGUAACGGGAAGCUGCUAAAACGUGUCAACACAGCUAAGAUACUGGGGGUCCACAUUGACGAACACCUAACAUGGGCUUACCACGUGACUGUACUUCUGCAGCAUUGGCAGUUCUCCGGAAACUGCGCAACCUCGCACCAUACCAUGUUCGCAAGCAGUUAGUGAAGUCAUUAGUGAUGUCAAAACUGGACUACGGGCGCGUCGUCUUCUAUUCCCUUCCAGAAUACCAAAUGAAACGGCUGCAAAGAGUUCAAACAACAUGCGCGGGCUACGUACUUGGGUGGUACGAUGUUUUAGAGGACUUGCAGAACUGAAUUAAACUGGCUUCCAAUUAUAAAAAGGAGAGACCUAGCACUACUGAAAAUCACUCAUAAAGCCCUCUACGAUGAUGUUUGGCCUGAUUACUUACGGUUUAAAUUCCAUACUGUCAGUGCCUGUAACUUAAGAUCUCUUGAAGCACCAAAUUUGGCUAUUCCAACUGAAAGCGGCAGUUUUCAGGACUCAGCAGCGAGAUACGUUACCUGAUAGGUUAAGGCAAGAGCCUGACUAUAACAAGUUCGUUAGGUUAGCGAAGAAGCUCGUGUUCUCCGAACGAGAAAGGGUAUGACUGAUUUUUAUUAUUAUUUUUAACCGCGCUGUUUUUUAAUUGCACGUAUUUUUAUCAAAACGUUUGUACUUAUCCUUAAUUUAUGGUAUAUAUCAUUUUAAAUUUAAAAUCGGCUUGAUUUUUUGUAAUAAUAUUCUGCAGUUGGGGCAUUAGUAGGCGAACAGCCACCUCGUGGAAGUACUAGUAACAAAAUCGUUAUUAUUACUAUUAUUAUUAGUAGUAGUAGUUUUGAAGAAAUUUUAUUGACAACAAUGCUAACUAUUAAAAAUACUAUUUACAAUUAAUUCGCUUAAAAAAAAGAAAAAACUAUUCAUUCAAAAACACUAUUUACAAUUCCUGUCGAAUUAAAAAGCACUUAAUUUAGCUUAAAAAAAGUUAAUGUAACUAAGAAAAGUUAGUAGUAGUAGUAGUGGUAGUGGUCUCGUGGUAGUAGUGGUACUCGUAGUCGUAGUAGAAGUAUAUACUACUACUUUUAAUUACUAGUAUGUAGUAUAUGCUACCACUACCAGUACCACUUCAUUGCAAUUUAACAUGUUCCGUAAGAAUAGGAGAAAACAAAACUUGAUCUUUCUCAUACUCAAGAGGUGUACGCCAGGGAUAUAUUUUAACCCCCCUUUUAUUUAAUUUUAUAUUGCCGUUACAGUUUAAUAUUAGCAUAAUCAUUUGUUCAACAGAAAAACGUGAUGGAGGUUCCGAAAUAUCCCCUGUAGUAAUUUUUAUCUUGGAAAUAUUACAUCAUAACAGGCUUUGCUGGGGAAUUAAACCAAUGAAAUCAUCUUGAAGCCCAGUGAUGAAGAAUAUAUUUCUUUUGGUUUAUAUAUUCCCCUAAGUCUCUUAGCUAAGUAUGAAUUUUAAUAUAUCGAAGUUGGUCUGUUCUGUUGUUGUUCUGACGUACCCAUAAAAAUUUCCCGUGGCAAAUUCACCAUUGGGGAAAUCGGUCACACACAAAAAGCUGCUUGCCCAUGGGCAACAGCCAUUUGCCCAUUGCUAAAACAGCAAGUGUAACCGCAACUAUUGUUUACGUAAUUUUUGGUUUCUAUCACCUCAUUUACAUUUUCCGUUAAUUUUUUGUUGAUGGCCUCAAGAAACGUUGUUAUUUUUUCGUUGGUUUUGUAAACAAGAAACGUGGGUUUCAUAAUUUUCGCUGUUUCGUCGAGAGCCUUCCAUUGCCACAUUUGCAUUUCUCUGUUAUUUUUCGUCGAUGGGCCGGCAAAAAUUUGUAAUUUUCUUUAUUUUCGCGGUUUUCGUAACAACUGAGCAAAAUGCUGGGAUUUUUUCUAAGUUUCGUAGCUGAGUCCCACCCCGGGUUUAUCUCGUUACUUUGGUCAAAGGGAUGGGCGCUUAUUCAGAGAAGAGCGCUGAUUACAGGGCGCUAUUGGCUAUUGAUCGCUAUUUGGUAGUCUUCCUUGUAUAUUAUUUUAUAAUCUUCAAGUGACCCAUUUUUUUCAUUAGUCAGAUCAGUUAAUCGUUCAAAGGUGUAUGGGUACAUAGAAAAAUAUCAGAGCGUUCAUAACUGAGUCUGUUGUGUAGUUGUAAACAAGAAACGAAGUUCAGAAAUACUUUCAUUUAAAUCAUCCUAGGACAAGAAGCAAGUCCUGAUCCAUAGGGAGAGAGCUGAGAAGGCAAAGGUAAGUUCAGUGGGAUAUAUGGUGCAAUGUAAACUUGUGCAUUUUUACAAAGCAAGAAAAUAUAACAAAGACUUCGCUCCAGGGCAGGUCUGGAAAGACCAUAUUGUUAACGACUUUUACAUAGAUUUAACUCAGCAGACGCUUGUUUAUUUUGAGCUGCAAAAUCGUAAGGUCAUUCCUCUUGUUUAACUUUAUAUUGGUAGUUUAAAUGGAAGGAAUUUAACACGUGGGGUCUCCGUACUCUUUUAGGUGAAGCGGCACAUUUUGUACAGCUAGUACAUGUUUCAAGAUGUUUCCGACGGCUGCUUCUUUUUUGGGACGAAACAUUUUUUCAUGUUUCUUCUCCAGAAAAAAAAUGUUUUUGCUUAAUUUUUAUGAGGAAAAAUGAUGAUGAGUCACCAUACUCGUUUAGGUGAAAAAAAUGGCGAUUGAUAUCUUUUGGUGAGAUUGGGCCAUAGAACAAAAGCCGCCAAUUUUUUCAUCUGCACCCAUUUAUCACGCGUGAAACCCAAAGCAAUAGUAAAGAAUAUUUUUCAUUGUUCACUUGGAGAGCCCUCUUACCAUGGAACGCCCUGGAGGACUUAUUCUCAGUACUCAGUCAUUAUCUACAUUAUUCAUAGAGGUACAGAUAGUUAUGUUGUAGAAAUGGAGAGAGACCUUUUGCCGUAAUUUAUUAGCAGAAAAUAUCCAUUCAUUAGUGGGAGUAGCUGGACCAAUAGUGUUAAGGUAUAAUUAAGAUUGCUCUCUGACUAAUGGAUUGAAAAAAAAAACAAAUACAGGAGUCGAGAGGCCGUCUACACAAGGCUGCUAUCAAUGGACAGUUCGAAACAAUCAAAGGACUUCUUGAAAGUGGUGAAGAUGUGGAUAAAAAAGAUCAGGUUUGUGUCUUGUACAGUUUAAUAUGUUAAUUUGAUUUUAAGCCCUCUUCUCACGAGAAAUCGAGGAAAUCCUCGUAUAAAUGACCUUCGCGCCUUAUGAAAGACGUUAACGCAUUGUGCGUAUCCGUUAUUAUAACACAUGUUAUGUUGGAAUGCCGUUGCCCGGACAUGACUCGAACAAGACGCGAACCAUUUAUACGAGCUCUUCGCGUCCUAUGUAAGACAUACCGUCCUAAUUCAGAAGCGUCUUAUGUAGGAGGUGUUUUAUUGUUCUUAGUAUAUGUCAGCGGUCGUGUUUAUAGCGCGAAGACGUGUCUCUUCGGGCUCUUCCAAUUUGAAGCUUUUAUUCAUCAUCAUCAUCAUGUCCCAGUUUCUGGAGGGUUUUAAUUCUCACCAUGACUCCGUGAAACCACUUUUCCACUCGCCUCUUCUUGACCGGCUGAAGCGUCAUCUUGAAUUGGCUUGUUCUAGAAGUGCAGGUUAUCUGUCCUUCAAGUUAAUUCUUUACCCGAACUCUGAUUCUAGCUCUCAACUGACGAGAUUAACUACUAGUGGCGACAUUAGCUUGAAUCCUGGCCCAGAAAGAUGCUCUGUUUGUGGUAAUUCCGUCGCUCGAGACCAUCGUUCCCAUCCUGCGACUCCUGCGAACUUUGUUGCCACAUCAAGUGCGGCCUAAUAACACCAAGGGAGUUUAAAAGGCUUCAAUCACUCCAAAAAAUUUAACUGAAUUUUCCCCGUUUGUCUUGCCUUGUCUUCUUCUGUGCUUAUUGGCCAGAAAUCUAUCUCCUCUCCUUCGAUCUCUGGCCAUGGCCUAAACUCCUUUGGUUUAUUUUUAACUUAAGUGCACACUCAUCGACAUGUCAGAAGAUUCAAAGCGUCCUCGACCUUGUCCUUACAUCGACACCUGUUUUAGUCAGCUACGGUCUUAUCCACUCCAAUCAUUUAGAUGUCACUUUUAUCAAGGAGGAAAGCUCUGAGAUCCAAACAACCUACGAUAUUGAGAUUCUUAAGGCACUAACCAGAGACUGCAAGAUGCUUAUUUGCUCUAAAUAUAACUGAUAUUUGUCAUACCUCUCCUGUGAAAUUUCUCGGACACGGGACACAGAAAGUAUGCUUUGUCUGGAUUAACUGGUUUCCGCCGAUUUAAGAGGACAUAUAUGAGCUUUUCGUUGGGACAGACGAAACUGUCCGUUAUAUGUGGGUGUCCGUAUUAAGCGGGUGUCCGUUGGACGGGGCUCCACUGUACUUGCCCGCCAAGGAAUUAUGAAGGAAGGCCAAACGAAGAAGGGAAAUGAUAUAAAUUUAUUUUUAUUUGUUGUUGUUGUUUGCUUUUUUCUACGAUAGCAUCCUGAAAUUGUUCUGAACGACGUUUCCCUGAUAUAAACUGACUAUCAGCAUUCUGAAUGAAAAAAUGUUGGCCAAGUUUUUCUAAUUCUUAAUGGACAGUGACCUAAAAUGUUGCAAUUGGGCUCAAUUUUAGUGUUACAUUUGGUUUGUUUCUUGUAAACUAGCUAACAAGGACAUAGUAAAGAGGCUAAAAAUUAGUACAACAACAUCCCAUUUAUUUUAUAAUAGGCCAUCGUUACACUGCACUAUUUGGUUUAUUUCAACCUCUAUUUAUGUCUUUCUCUCGUUUAUAUUACUUUCAACUGAGGUACUGCAUUGGCUGAGCUCUGUUUACUGGGCAAUGAAGACACAGAUGCCAUAUGGGUGAAAAUAGCUAUGAGUCGACGUCCUUUCACACUGAAGUAGCGAGGCAGAAUAACACAUAACUCCGCGUCCCCGCGGGAUCAACAAUGCGCUCUAUAGAGGGGUACAAAGGAUUGCCCCCAACCACUCACCCUGUCCUGAAUUGAUAAUUACUCAUUCAAGUGAAAAACUCAUAUUAAAUAAUUGAUUAACAAUACUUCUCGGGUAAGGACAUAAAAAUUCUAUUUGUUAACAAAUAUUUGUUAUAUAACUACGUUUUUUGUCCUCUUUUCUGUAGUUUUCUUUGACACCUCUUCAUCUUGCUUGUUGGUAUGGACAGGAAUCUGUGGUCAAACUGUUUUUGGAACACGGUGCGAACGUCAACGCUAAGGACAGGGUGAGUCAGUGAACUUUCUUCAAUUGAAUAAUAUAGUGCAAUGAAGGGGUGGGGUAAGGGAGGUUGUUGUUUGUCCAGUAUUACUGAUUCACUCAGGAAUCUCUUUAUGUUGGCCAAUUAUUAAAUUUACCCUAGCAACAGUAUUGAUACAACUGCCUGUUUUACUAUGGUACAUAGCACAUUUGUGUUAUUCCAAUGGUAAUUUGUUAGUUAAGAUUUUUUUGUGCUAAUACACAAGUUUUUAUUUGUUAUUCACAGGAAAAAAUGUUUUUGUUUUUGAUACCUUCACGUAUUACAAAUAUUUUAGUUAUUACGAACUUUACGAACUUUUCAGUGUCCAGUUUCCUUUAAUCAGUUUCCUCGUGUUCAGGAUCAGACCCAAAAUUAUUAUCCUAAACAGCAACAAAAACAACAACUUGCAUAAUUGGUGUGGCUGAAAAGGGGAAAGUUGGUCACAAAGUGCUCAACUGAAUCUUAAAAGGUCGGCCCCACUUACUCCUGGAUUUUUGUGAGCUAAAAAGAACUCACCACCAAGGUGGUACACAUACCGGUAUGGAGGAGGGAGUUUGGCCUAUUCCACGGCCGCCUGUGACCGUUCCUGGGUAAAUAUGGAAGGUGCACAGACCGCAAUAGGGGAUGGAGUUGGGCCUCCCCUUGGCGUCGGCUCUGUCCAAUCGUGGGCCUCUCUAGAGCCCCCACUGUUAAACCUAUAUGUAUAUUCCAGGGGUACAAAAUGUCGAGUCUAUGGGGCAAAAGUGUGAUGAGAGGAGCACUUUAUCCCAAUUCCCACCUGUUUUGAAAAACACAACUGUCUCUAGAAUAGAAGUACACGAUAGAGACAACCAAAUUGACUAGCUAGAUUUCAUAUCAGUGCAUCAGGUUGAAACUCUAAACCAAAAGGGACAUCCACGUGUUGACGCAGAAAUUGAUUACUAUAGUGUGUGGGAUGGGAGGGAAAAGAAACAGAGUGACGAAGCAUAUCAUGGGAGUGUUAACUAAGGAACAUGGCAGAGUGCCAUGAAAUUGGUCAAAUAUACAACGAAUAGUUCAUAGGGUUCAGUUCACGUUAGGUUGCACGUGAAAAUAACUGGACAACGGACAAACUUCAACGAAGAGUUGUUAAUUAAAAUUCAUUUCCGGUGAUCAAUAAAUUAUGACCUCUCAGAACACGUUUUGAUUUGAACGUCUCAUUGCACUGGCAUUUGCUCUAAUCCCACCUGCGAAAUCGGCCUCUAACUCUUACCAAGAGCCAUAAUAGUGCCAAAUGUGUAAGAGAUAUUGCAGCAGGAUCAUGUGGAAAUAAAAAGUUAGUUACCGUAUUAAAUAAAUAAAACCCAGACGGAGUUACCAUACUAUCACAUUUAUUCCAAAAGAUUAGCAACAUAAAACAAUAAGCUGAAGUUUAUAAUACCUCUUUUGAUGCUGAUCGCUUUGUUUGUCCAGUGAGGGCGUUAAAGAACAAAAUUCCUGUCUGGCGGGAAAAGAUGUGCUCAACUAUACUGCAGAGUCCUGGUAAUGUCCUUGAGAAAAAUACUGGAGAACCUAACAUUUACUUCUUCCACUUUCGACCAAAAAUACGUCCACACUUAUCUGGCUUCUCCGGCUCCUUUUCCUAUUUCGCCAAAUACAGCAGUCGGAAUAACUGUAAUUUUUGACGGUUUCUUUUACAGAUCUGUUUGUGUAGAAGUUUUAUCCUGUUCCUAUGGCAUGUUCGCCAUCCAAAUAGAAGAAUUGAACGAAAUGAAAAAAGUGUGGAAACCCUCGGCUUCCGACCGGCCGCCGCGGCUUAACCACUUUCAGAUCCAACAGAAACGUUUUCACGCGGUGGCUUUAACUGUAUUUUACCGUUGAUUUUAAAGGAUCCAAUUGUGUAGAAGUUAUUUCCAUUUGCUUUGGUAAUAAAGUUCGUAGCUGAAGCAGGACAAUUUAACCAUAUCAAAGUCACAUUCCUCCACUUUGGCCGCCAUUUUUUGGGGGGAUGAAAGCGAGUCUUCCGGAAGUCUACCACUUCACCGGAAGUCAGCUGGGUAACCGGAAACUGUUUCCGCAUGGUCCGCAUAGUUAUAAAAAUAACUUUUUUGCUAUGUUUCCUUUUCUCUUCCUGUAUUUCAUUUGAGUGCUUCUUCCACCGCAUUUUUACACAUUAAAUGAAUCAGCUACAUUGCAGUCGUUUAUGGAUGUUGCUGGAAUUACAGCAUGCCUGUAACAGAAUAGGAAUUGUUCCCUCAAUGGAGGGGAACUGCUCUUUUUUCUUUGCUGUUUUGGAUUACCAAUAACCUUUCCUGCGACAUCGAUAGUUAGAGCCCAUGGGAGGAGAUGCCUUUUUGUUUUUGUUUUUUUGGUUUUCUCAAACAAAAAAAAAGGCAACAGGAAAAGAUUUGAUCCCGCAGGCUACCCAAAUCGUUUUAAAUCUUUUCCUUUUUAAGGAUUUUUUUUUUCUUUUGAGGUUAACAUUAGAUUUUGUUAAAGAACAAUUGAUUGAGACCAUGCUUCAACACUUAUGUCCAGGAUGGAAUGCACAUGCAAAAUGCACAGAAUUUUUUGUUUGUUUUGUUUUGUUUUGUUCGUAAUGGCUGUACUGUGUAAUUUUUCUUGUUAACAGUACGUUGUGUUACGUUGUGUGGACAAAGCGGAGAUAUGCAGUUAUGUAGAAUUACUGUUGUUAAAAUGUUUCUAUGAUAAAUAGUCAAAAGUGGGUAACACAAUCUGAAUAACUCUGCUUCGAUAUAAUGUUUUCAGUUUCAGCGUACUCCUCUGCAAAAAGCUGAACGUCAAAACCACCAUUCCAUAGUGCAGUUGCUACUGAAGAAUGAUGCCAGGCCAUGUCCUCAUCAACCAGUAAGUUAUCGCAGAUUGUGCACGAAAAACUGUCUCACAUUUCUGCUUGAGGUCAUAGACUUGUAGCGAUAACAAACGCGACCACCACUUCAUUUUUUGUAGAACACGUAUAUCUGCAAUAUGAAUACAGGGCAACCCAUAUAAACUAUUAUAUGCAAAAAUCUACUUACCUGUAGUAUCAAAUGGAUUUCCUCUUUAUUACUUGCUCUUAUUAACUUGGUCAUUUUUUAACAGGUCAGUCUAAGACAACUCUCAAGGAAAGCUUUCACGCAGUUGGAUAAAAAGGCUGGAUUUAAUCUACUCCAGGCGGCUGUCUUAGAGGAUGAAUAUGACAUUGUUUUAAAAGCUCAUGGACUUCCAAGUUACAAAAGUAUCAAAAGACUUUAUAGUGAGUGUGCUAAGGACAACAGUAGACAGACUAAGCUGCAGUGGGCUACAUGUAAUGAUGAUGCGGAAGGAGCUGUUGAGCUUGUAUUAAAUGAUGGUGCAGCUAUUAAUGACCGAGCGUCAGAUCAUGAUUACACAGUUUUGUUGCAGGCGAGUCGUUCAUCCUCAAGUCAGUUCAUUGAGACCCUCAUUGAUCUUGGGGCCGACGUUAAUAUCCAAAGAAAAAAGAGUAAAGAAACACCAUUAAAAUUAGCAGCUGUUUGGAACAACUAUAUGGCAGUGUGCUUGCUAGUAAGGCACGGAGCUUAUGUAGAUGUUCAGGAUAGUAAUGGAUUCACACCACUACACAUUUCAGUCAGAAGAGGUCGCGAAAAUCUUAUCAAAUUACUACUUGGAAACAAAGUAGAUGUAAAUAUUCAAGAUAAUGAUGGAUAUUUACCCUUGCACUGUUGUGCCUUUGAGGGUAACGAAAACCUCUGUAGAUUAUUACUUGAACACAGCGCAGAUAAAAAUAUUCAAGAAAAACACGGAUUUACACCCUUGCACUGGUGUGCCUUUAAGGGUAACGAAAACAUCGCUACAUUGUUACUUGAACACAACGCGGAUGUAAAUAUUCAAGAUACGGGUGGAUGUACGCCCUUGCACUGGUGUGGCUUUAAGGGUAACGAAAACAUCGCUACAUUGUUACUUGAACACAACGCGGAUGUAAAUAUUCAAGAUACGGGUGGAUGUACGCCCUUGCACUGGUGUGGCUUUAAGGGUAACGAAAACCUCUGUAGGUUGUUACUUGAACAUAACGCGGACGUAAAUAUUCAAGAUGCGGGUGGAUGUACGCCCUUGCACUGGUGUGGCUUUAAGGGUAACGAAAACCUCUGUAGGUUGUUACUUGAACAUAACGCGGACGUAAAUAUUCAAGAUAAAGUUGGAUAUACACCUUUUCACCGGUGUACCAAAGGGGGUAACGAAAACCUCUGUAGGUUGUUACUUGAACAUAACGCGGAUGUAAAUAUUCAAGAUAAAGAUGGAUAUACACCUUUGUACCGGUGUACCAAAUGGGGUAACGAAAACCUCUGUAGGUUGUUACUUGAACAUAACGCGGAUGUAAAUAUUCAAAAUAAAGAUGGACGUACACCUUUACACCGGUGUAACAUAAGGGGUAACGAAAACCUCCAUAGGUUGUUACUUGAUCACAACGCGGAUGUAAACAUUCAAGAUAAAGAUGGAUUGACACCUUUGCACCGGUGUACCAUAGGGGGUAACGAAAACCUCUGUAGGUCGUUACUUGACCACAACGCGGAUGUAAAUAUUCAAGAUAAAGAUGGAUGUACACCCUUGCACCUGUGUGCCAUGGGGGGUAACGAAAACCUCUGUAGGUUAUUACUUGAACAUAACGCGGAUGUAAAUAUUCAAGAUAAAGAUGGAUAUACACCCUUGCACCUGUGUGCCAUGGGGGGUAACGAAAACCUCUGUAGGUUGUUACUUGAACAUAACGCGGAUGUAAAUAUUCAAGAUAAUGCUGGAUUGACACCCUUGCACCUGUGUGCCAUGAGGGGUAAGGAAAACCUCUGUAGGUUGUUACUUGAUCACAACGCGGAUGUAGAUGUAGGUUGUUACUUGAUCACAACGCGGAUGUAGAUGUAGAUUGUUACUUGAUCACAACGCGGAUGUAACUAUUCAAGAUAAUGAUGGAGCUACACCCUUGCACCUGUGUGCCAUAGGGGGUAACGAAAACAUCUGUAGAUUGUUGCUUGAACACUACGCAGAUGUAAAUAUUCAAGAUAAUGCUGGAUGUACACCCUUGCACCUGUGUGCCAUGGGGGGUAACGAAAACAUCUGUAGAUUGUUACUUGAACACAACGCGGAUGUAAAUAUUCAAGAUAAAGAUGGAUGUACACCCUUGCACCUGUGUGCCAUGGGGGGUAACGAAAACAUCUGUAGAUUGUUGCUUGAACACAACGCAGAUGUAAAUAUUCAAGAUAAAGAUGGAUGUACACCCUUGCACCUGUGUGCCAUGGUGGGUAACGAAAACACCUGUAGAUUGUUGCUUGAACACAACGCGGAUGUAAAUAUUCAAGAUAAUGCUGGAUGUACACCCUUGCACCUGUGUGCCAUGGGGGGUAACGAAAACAUCUGUAGAUUGUUGCUUGAACACAACGCGGAUGUAAAUAUUCAAGAUAAUGCUGGAUGUACACCCUUGCACUGA
Molecule: messenger RNA, 66230 nt
Organism: Porites lobata
Lineage: Eukaryota; Metazoa; Cnidaria; Anthozoa; Scleractinia; Poritidae
Source: the annotation of a GenBank genome assembly